Molecule: messenger RNA, 69688 nt
Organism: Podarcis lilfordi (Lilford's wall lizard)
Lineage: Eukaryota; Metazoa; Chordata; Lepidosauria; Squamata; Lacertidae
Source: the annotation of a GenBank genome assembly
AUGGCUGAGGAGGAAAGCGGCGCAAAAGGAGGAAAAGAGAAGCAAAGAGGUCAGUGGCUAUUUGAUGCUUCCUCACCCCUAGUCCUUCUAAAGUAAAGUGACUCUGCCCAUCAUUCAGAGCUUCUUGUACACUUUGGGGGGUACAGAUGGCGCUUCAGUGUGAAGAAGCUUGCUCACAGACUCUGAAAGGCUGAGCAGUUACACUGCUGCUGAAAUGCCCUUUUCUGCACCGCUACUAAAGGCACAGGAGCCCUGUCCUCUUUUGCUACCCUAGUAGAGUUGUCCUCUUCUACUCUAAGCCAUCUCUAGGAGAGUUGCCCUUUUCCACUAGAACUUCUCGGUUGCAAAGGAUCAGAGCUCCUACAGGUACAAUGAAGUACAUAUGUGGAGAAUCUUGGUGGAAUGAAUGAGGGCCAGUCACUUCACUGGGAUUUCCUAUGUUGCAUAUUGGUCAUUUACUACGUAGCUUGCUGGCCAGGGAUGGUGUCUAGUGCUCAGUGUUCCUCAGGUCUUUUCUUGACUCUGCCGCUUGUUUGAUAAUUAUCCUUUGGCAGAGCCCUUAUCAAAGGUUUGGUGGUGGAUGAUCCUAAGGGAUGAGGAAGGCAAAGCUGAAAGAAACCUAAAUUUAUUUUAAGUUAGUAGAUGCAUGGAGUGAUGUUAAUAAAUUUCUGUUCUAUUCAUUGAAAAUAUUUUCAUUAUGUUGCUGUUCAGUAAAACCCUCCAGGGCUGCUCACAGCAGAGUAAUGAAACGAAACAGAAAGAUGAAAAAAGUAAAUUGAAGGAACUCAAUUGAAUAGAUAGAACAGUAAAAAAAUUGAAUUAAUAUAAUAUGCAAAACAAAUGGCACUCCCAGUCUCCUUUCCGAGUUCUCCAACACUUACUAACAAAAACCAGUGAUGUGGGGCAAGGAAUGCAUCCCAUGAUAACGCCAUGACAUAGGUAAGUUAGUCUAGAAAUUUAUCAGCAGAGGUUGACCACAAUAGUUCAGGCAUUGGUGACAUCAGAAUUAUCUUCCCUUGUCCUUGACCUGGAAACAGUAGUUACUGCAGGAUGCUAAAACACAAUUGCUAACAGGAGUGAGACCCUGUCAGCAUAUAACACCUGAGCUCAGAGGUUAGCAGGGCUGCCUGCUUGCUAUAGGACCAAGUUCAAGGUGUUACUACAAUGGUACCUUGGUUGUCGAAUGGCUUGGCUCCUGAACAAAACGGCCCCUGAACGCUGCAAACCUGGAAGUGAGUGUUCCAGUUUGCAAACAUUUUUCAAAAGCUAUACAUCCGACAUGGCUUCCAAUUGAGUGCAGGAAGCUCCUGCAGCCAAUCGGAAGCCGUGCCUUGGUUUUCAAACCUUUUCGGGAGUUGAAUGGACUCCCAGAACGGAUGAAAUUCGAGAACCAAGGUACCACUGUAUUCAUAUAUAAAGCCCUUCACAGUUUGGGAUUACCAUACCCAAUAAAUCGUACCUUGGAUCCCGAAUGCCUUGUGAGUCGAACGUUUUGGCUUCCAAACGCCGCAAAUCCGAAAGUGAGUGUUCCGUUUUGCGAAUGUUUUUUUGAACCCGAACGUCCACCACAGCUUCUGUGGCUUCCAAUUGGCUGCAGGAGCUUCCUGCAUCCCUCUCCUCUGACACUCAUCAAGGUGCACUGCAAAGCAUCCUUGCCAUUACGGAGAAUGCGAGGCCAUUUUAGGCCAUGUUCCAGUACCCCAAAGUCCACUCCAGAACUACCCCCCCCCAUUCAUGUGUCUGUAAAUUUUCAUGGUGAAUUGCUGCGUGUUUUCUGGCACAGCAAAAAAAGGGAUUUUUAUUCAUCAUAUGAUGCCAUAGCGUACAUUAUUAUGCUGACAUUACUGCUCCCACAUGACAUCUCUGACCAUUAACUACUAUGGCAACAAAUUACCUAUACUUGGCCUGCUCUUUAGUUUUGCAAAGGCUCAUUCUCCCAACAAACAGGAAUGUGCCAGGCUAUCUGUUUAGCAAAAGAAACUGGAUGCUGGAUGUUAAGUCCUUAUGUAACGAAAUAAAAAUCAAUAUGGGGGGGAAAACAGCUGUGCAGGAAAAAAGUGGGGGAAUAGAAAAUCCUCCUUUCUCAUGUGGGACCAGACAAAAGAGAACAGUCUGAACCACAUGUGGAACAGAAAUCAGGGAUUUGCCAAGUAUAAUGCAGCAAUUAAGGAUAAGAAUAAAAACAUCAGUAUGGAAAGGGUGGGCAAUCAAAAAGAAAAAAUAUAUACAUUGUAUGUUAAGUAAAUUUGUCAUUUUUUUAAAAAAAAACCUAAUAAAAAUUAAUAAUGAAAAAAAGGAAGCAUCCCUAAUGCAGAGGCCCUUCCUUUCCUGGGCUCCAGGUGAGCAAAUAAUAUCUCUUGCAUACUUGGGCCUAGCAAGGAACAGGCCACUGUAUAUUAAGAAGAUGUGUUCAUAGCCCUCACGUUCUUGGUAAUGAUGGAGUUGCAAUGCACGCAGCAGUAGUUACAAGUGGCUGAAGGCUGGUGGGAGAGAUAGAAAGGACUCAGUAUUCCUUGUGGGGAAGCACUUCCACAAGUGCAGAUAUAUGAGUGUGGAGCAAUGCAUGAGGAAGCGAUAGAUCUUGCCCAUUAUUCAAACAUUAUAUCAUGCAAUCCUACACAUAAUCUGCACAGAAGUAAGCCCCAGUGAGUUCACAGAAUCACAGAAUCAUAGAGUUGGAAGAGACCACAAGGGCCAUCGAGUCCAACCCCCUGCCAAGCAGGAAACACCAUCAGAGCACUCCUGACAUAUGGUUGUCAAGCCUCUGCUUAAAGACCUCCAAAGAAGGAGACUCCACCACACUCCUUGGCAGCAAAUUCCACUGUCGAACAGCUCUUACUGUCAGGAAGUUCUUCCUAAUGUUUAGGUGGAAUCUUCUUUCUUGUAGUUUGCAUCCAUUGCUCCGUGUCCGCUUCUCUGGAGCAGCAGAAAACAACCUUUCUCCCUCCUCUAUGUGACAUCCUUUUAUAUAUUUGAACAUGGCUAUCAUAUCACCCCCUAACCUCCUCUUCUCCAGGCUAAACAUGCCCAGCUCCCUUAGCCGUUCCUCAUAAGGCAUCAUUUCCAGGCCUUUGACCAUUUUGGUUGCCCUCCUCUGGACACGUUCCAGUUUGUCAGUGUCCUUCUUGAACUGUGGUGCCCAGAAGUGAACACAGUACUCCAGGUGAGGUCUGACCAGAGCAGAAUACAGUGGCACUAUUACUUCCCUUGAUCUAGAUGCUAUACUCCUAUUGAUGCAGCCCAGAAUUGCAUUGGCUUUUUUAGCUGCCGCGUCACACUGUUGGCUCAUGUCAAGUUUGUGGUCAACCAAGACUCCUAGAUCCUUUUCACAUGUACUGCUCUCAAGCCAGGUGUCCCCCAUCUUGUAUUUGUGCCUCUCAUUUUUUUUUGCCCAAGUGCAAUACUGUACAUUUCUCCCUGUUAAAAUUCAUCUUGUUUGUUCAGUGGGAAUUUCUCCUAGGUAAAGAUGUACAGGAUUGCAGCAGACUUCAUUUCUUAAAGAAUUUAAAUAAAAUGUAACGUGAAUAAGAUAUGAACAGAAUUAAAUACAUUACUAACCAUGUCUACACAGAAGCACCUCCUACUGAAUUCAGCGGGGUUAUUCCCAGGUAAUGGGGUUAGUAUUGCAGCGUUAACAUAUUAAGCACUCUUCCUAGGGUUUUAUUACCCCCCUAGUGCAAAAUAAAUGGGUUUUUACCAUCCACAUUCUGUCCCUAAGGUUCUUGCUAAGCAAUAAACAUUAAGAUCACUUCUCAGGGACUCUGUAAAAACAACACGAAAAUCAGCACAGUAGGUUUAAUCUGACAGACAGCCUUGGAAAGAGUUUCAGAAAAAGAAUAAAUUGGUGAGGCUUUUGCGGUGUAGAAAGAUGACAGCCUAAAGGUAAAGCAGGGUGGGACAUCAGAUUGGUGCUGCUGAGGUCAUUUGUUAAUUAAUGGUGCCUUGCUUCAGAUCUUACUCAUAGCUAGCUAAUGAGGGAAGUGAACACCAAUGCAUAUAUUUAAGCAAUAAUCCACAAAACCCCAUCCUUGCACUUCCUCUAAAUGGGAGCAACACUACAUGUUAUGCUGAACACACAGGGCUGCCUCUAAAAAUGUAGCCCAAUGUUGAGUUAUUCCAUCUCAACGCCAUGCUCAUUUAGGCACGUCUUCUCUUGUUGUGUGGUAUCAUCACAGGGAUGCCAACUUGAAUAAAAUAUUGGGAGGGGCCCAGGUAAGCCCCACACUGCUUAAGUGAUCACAAGAUGUGGCAUGCAGACACCGUUUGAAUACCAAUGCCCAUCAUCUUUGGUGGGAGGCCAAAGGAGUAGACUCCUAUGUAUGAUAACAUUUGGCGUUUCCCCACUGCUGCCAGCAGGAGCCAAAUAUGGAGUGAUGGCAGAAAAGUUCACAUCCCAGUCACCUUGCAAUGCAAUGUAUGGCUAAAAACUACAUGGGAGAAGAGGGAGAACUAGACAAGCAGCUGCCAUUUUUAGCAGCAGCCUUGCGUCAGAUAUGAACAGAAGAAGCUGCCUUAUACUGAUUCGGACCACUGGUCCACCAAGCUCAGUAUUGUCCUCACAGACUAGUAGCAGCUCUCUAGAGUUUCAGACUGGGGACAUCCCCAGCUCUGCCUGCAGAUGAUGAGGAUUGAAUCUCUGUUCUUCUGCAUGCAGAGCAGAUGUUCUACCACUGAGCUACAGCUGUCCCCCCAAUGCAUUGCUCUGUCCAGAGACAGGGGCAGUGUGAAUUGCCUUUUUAGUACGAAUGAUGUUGCUUUUUGUUGUUGGACGUAAAACAGCCAGUAAAGAACUUGCAGGAGGGCCAGGAAUGGUACGGGGGUAAGGCCUUUACCCUCCCAAGUCAUCUUGUGGCUAUAGACAUGCCCUUUAGCAAGUUGCUCAGCACUUGUAUGACAGACAGCAGCAGCAACAAAAAUGACAGAGAUUUUUGCCAAGACUUGAGCAGCAGAAAAAAUAAUAGGGGUGUGUGUUCCUAUAAUGUCGUUCACCUUAAAAUGCGAAGCAACAAACAGCAGCAAGGAAAGAAGGGUCCUACAUUACAAUAACAAAACAAGGAGCAGAUAAAACAUAGGAGCCCUGGCCGUGGGUGUCCCUGAAGGGAGCGAUGCAGUGGAAAUAAUGUUGGCUGUUUCUGUAUUGAUUGCAGAGGUAGCAUGCAAUUUGAUCUUGGGGCUGAUAAGAAAUGAGAGACUGUGAACUUCAGGUUGUAAUUUGGUUCUGGUAUGGUUUGUGCUUGUAAUACAUUUGUCUAGAACAGGGGAGGGGGAACUUUUGGCCCUCCAGAUGUUGCUACACUACAACUCCCAUCAUUCCUGACCAGUGGUUGUGCUGGCUUGGGUUGAUGGAAGUGGGAGUCCAGCAGCUAGGGGCGUCUGGGGGCCCUCCAAAUUUUCAAGGUGUGGGGGCCUGGCCUCCUCAAAAUCCCAUGGUGGCCAUGUGUGUACACCGUGAGGUAUGCUGACAUUCACACAAGCCGGGCAGCGUGCAUAUGACACAUCAGCACACUACACAGCAUGCGCAAGUGACAUCAGCAUGUUACACGGCCAAGGCCCUCUCAGUCAUGGGGGCAAGCUGACACACUUGCCAGCGACAUCUGGAGAGUCACAACUUAACCUAAGUAGGACAACUGGAAAGACGAGAAGAUAAAUUUAUAUCCCAGUCCUCCUUUGCCCAGGCAGUAGAGUCUCCUGUACACAUGCAGCUGCAGAAACUUUGAUCACAGUCAGGAUAGACUCUCGUGUGCAGCCUAGAAAGAAGUAAUCAUGCUUGAGGCAGCACCAUGAGCAGAGGCGGUUUUAGGGUAGCACAACCGGUGCAGCUGCCACAACAGUGCUGUAGCAUGGAGCCCAAGAGGCGGUGUGGGGCCAAAUGUUGCCAUUGCACAAGGCACUGCUGAAACUUGAGAGCCCAAAGUCUGUCACUGCCAUGAGAGAGAGAGAGAGAGAAAAAGUGGAGCUGCUGCCUGAAUGGUACAGCAAGAUUUUUAAAAGCCCUAGGGGUAGGGUACCUUAUUCAGCCCAAGAGCCACAUUUCCUCAUGGAUGAGGUCUCAAUGGUCACCUACAAGUGGUAGGCAGAGCCCAAGGCAAAAGUGAGUGGAGCAAUGGCUGUGACUCUUCUCCUUUUGUCCUGUAUGUUCUCACAGUGGGAGAUGAGGAGAUAUAAAUGGAUGGAUUUUUAUUUUUACAAUAUGAGCAAAAACCGGGCAGAGGCCAAUAUGGACAAAUAAAUCUGGAGGGAGUGGAUUUUGAGGGGCUGGGCAUAUUACACACUUUUAAUUAUACACAGUAGUUCUAGGUUUCCUGUUCUCCCCCACCUCUUUGUUCAAAAAUGGUAAGUCCUUUGUGAGGUACUAGCGUUGCUAGCUAAUCUCCUCCUGUGGAGCAGGGUGAGCUAUAAACAACCCUGCGGGAAGCAUCUCACAAAACACAAAAACAGUUACAUACAAGCCCUGCCCUUAUCUCUGCAGAGGGGUGCAUGAGGAAUCCAUUUAUUACCUAUACUAGUAGCCUACGGUGGCUGCACAGAUAAGAGACUAUUAAAAAGAGGGUCAAUCAAAAGAAAUAUGAAGAGCUCUUCACAGUUAUUUAUUUUAUGUAUGCAUUUAUUUAUUGCUCUUAUAUCUUGCUCUUCCUGUGGCAAGCUUAUUGGGGAGCAUUUUAUUAGUGAGAUAUCAGAGUCUUUUAAAGCCAAGCAGCGCCUAAAUAGCAAAUGAGCAUCAGAAAUCUAAGUGUAAGCCACACAGAGCUCAUUUGCUCUGAGCUCUCAAUGCAUCAUUUUGCUUCAGCCAGCUAGUUUCAAAUAGGCAGGGAUGCCUGUGGUUCCUGCAGAAUAAGCCUGCUAUUAUAGCAGAGAUGGCCCAAAGCCACAAACCUUGCCACUAAUUAUGAGUUUCAACAUUUGGAAUAGGGAUUAUCAUUCAGUAUGCAUUUCGCUUGACUCAACACAAGGGUUACUCAGAGUACCUGAAGUGUGCUCAGAGCAAACGGCACACAGCCCUGCCUGCAGGUGCUGAGGACAGCCCUGUGCGUUGUGAUUUAGUGACAGUUUCACCAGCCCAGUUUAACUUUGCUCUUCUCCUUCCUCAUGAAGCUCUCCUCCUGCCUCAGCCUGGCAGAGAGAAAAAUGUGCACAAUCAGGGUUAACUUAAAUCUGAACUAAACUCCACUCAUUUGGAAGUCUUCCCAACCAACUCACCACGACAGCAGAGAGUUGUGUGAGGCAAACUGGGGAGGGAAAAAAGGAAAAGCAUAGGAUGGACCUCUCAGGGAGAAAAGAAUCUAAGGAGACUCUGUUCACUUUUAUUUCUGCAGGAGAUAAUCCUUCAGAAGGAGUUUGCCCUCCUGAGAGAAAGUCCCCGGUAAGUAUUUGAUCUGACUUGGUUGGGGUGUGGUGGAGGGUUGUUUUUAUUUUGGGGCGAGUUUAUUUUGCUGUUUCUUUCAACUUCCCUGGAACAAUUCUCGAGAGCUUGCUGCUCUUGCCUUCCCCUGUUGCGCUUUGGCCUCAGACAGACAAGCACCAUUUCUUGCCUAGGGUUGGUAUUAGCAUUAGUGAUUCGAAAGGAAAUUCUUUCUUGCUAACCUGAUUAAUGUACUAGAAAGGCAGCUCAGACAACAGAGGAACAAACCCGAGCCAAUGGCUUCUUUGGGAAUUACCACUUCUUGGAAUGCAUUUCCCAGGCAAAAACAACACUCUUUUGAAGGAAGCAAGAAUGAUAUACAUAGAGGGGGAGGUGAGCCUGCAGCUUUGCUUGCUGGAUUUCAAAAGAGGAGGCAGCUUCCAAUUCAGCGGCAAUAUUUUGAUAUGGGUUAGUUCUAUUGUCAGAAUUUCCACUAGAUUUUUUUCUUCUUCUUUCCCCUCUCUGAGGAUAAGUGCUCCUGAGCCUUUCUAGCUUAUUCAAAAGCACACAUUUUAUUCUCCAGACUGUAUUUGUAGAGAGCUAGUUUAAAGAUUGCUGCAAAAAGAAUAGAUAUGCAAUGGUGAAUUAAGGAAGAAAUUAAGGUAGAUGUGCAGUCAAGCACUGGAGUAGGAAGUACAUAACCUUCAAAGAACAAGAUUGUGCUAUGUAUAUUUGUAAAAGUCAAAAGGCUAAUGAAGAGGAACAUACAUGAUGAUACAGGUGGAGAGGGGAAACCUUGCUGGUUUUUAGUAAAACAAGGGGUGGCUUGGUGAGUGCUCAUGUGUUGGAAUGUCCUCUCAAUCCAUUAAAAAAAUGAAUAGUGUUAAUAAAAACAAGGAGUCAUGGGGAGAGGGUCUAAUUGGGUCACUCAGCAGCAUGACUAGUGAUAAUCUGCAAAAGUGUUCUGAUUGAGGUUUUGAUCAGAUGAAUUUCUUUCACUGUAUACAGUUUUGUCAUUUGUGCAGAUUCAAGGAUGGAUACAGGAACGCAUUAGCAUUGACACCUGUGCAAAUUCAUAUGUUAAUGCUGUAAUUACCUUAAGGAAUGAGCCAACAUAAUUUUGUGUUGUUCCCCCUAAUGUCAAUAUCCACUGGAAGAAACUAUGGGCUAAAAACAAGUCAAAGUGCAAGUAGAUAAAUAGGUACCGCUCUGGCGGGAAGGUAAAUGGCAUUUCCGUGUACUGCUCUGGUUCGCCAGAAGUGGCUUAGUCAUGCUGGCCACGUGACCCAGAAGCUGUCUGCAGACAAACUCCGGCUCCCUCAGCCUAUAGAGCGGGAUGAGCGCCGCAACCCCAGAGUCGUCCACAACUGGACCUUCCAGUCAGGGGUACCUUUACCUUUACCUUUAAUGGUUUAAUUUUUUUUAUUAAGCCCUGGUCCCACACACAAACACAAAACUGCUGUUUGGACCUAGAUUAUGUGAUCAUACUCACCCACCCCCUUUAAGUAUUAUAGGGAAGCAAGCUCACAACAUUCCACAAUGCCCAUCAGGCAUACCAGUUCCAGUGAAUAUAGUGUCUGAAAAGGUCACAUCUGUACAAAAUGCAAUGUGUGUAGGCCUGAAAAACGUUCAAGUUCCCUCAUUCAUUCGGGGAAUUGACCAAAUUGCUUGUUCUCACACAUACAGGUUGGUUUAUGUUUAUUUGUGUGUACUCUAUUCAAACAUUAUGUCACACUCGGAUGCCUGACAAGACAGGUUUCCCAAACAGACAAGGUGGGAAGGAGUGAUAUGCAGGAUUGAAAGCAGUGGUGGAAGAAGUUUAGCAAGGCCACAUAAAUCUCCUCAGAUCUUGGGAGGUAAUUGUUGCAGAUUAAUAAACGGAGAAAAGCAAAGGUUCCAGAAUAAAGUGUUCUGGGUUAAUAAAAGUUAUUUUCAAAUAUUAGAACCAGGGCUUCCAGACCUCUGUUUCAUCUACUAACACAAAUAAACCAGGGCUGCUAGUAGAAGGAAACUUCAAGGGGGAAAGUGAUGGGCAAGGGAAGGUUUAAGCACCCUCUUCCUGCCUAUCACUUCUCUGCUACAAGUUGCACCUGCCCAGAACUUCUUUGCAAGAAGCAAUCGUGUCUAGGUUUGGAGGCACUGGAGGUGGAAUAGGUAGUUCUGCCCUCGGCUGAAAUGUAAACACACACUUGGUUAGGAGCAACUUACUUAGAUUUUCAGUUCUAGUCUCAUUAAUGAGAUGUAGGGAUGAGAGAGAAAUUUGAUUCAGUUCACAUUUAAAGGUGAGCUUGCCUAAACCGUACUUUCUGAAACCAUGCACAGUACCAAAAUACAGCCAUCUUGCAAAAUUCGCCUUUCUUUGAAUUCUGCAGUGCAGUUAUCCCAGUAAGAACUGUUAUUUUUUUUAAAGAAAAACCAUAACCAACUGAUAUGGGGAGCUGAAUUUAAGAUUGGAAAACUGGGAAACUGAAAUGGACAGAUUCACCCAUCCCUAACGAGAUGUGUCUCAAUCCUCUUUAAAUUCCACAGUGAUCCUGAUUUACGUGCUUUCUGGUUCACAUCAUACAUUAACUUAGAAGGAGAAGGGCUUCCCUCUUCUUCUGGCAUUGAUGUGUGUUGCUCUGCUAAGAUGCAUGAAAUGAUGCUAGGUAGAUGCUAUUUUUACUUUGAAAGAAAAUAAUUGCUCAUUGGAUAAUGACAGAUGUUUGAAUGAAUCCAAACAGAGUACAAAAUAGGGGCUAGUGCUCAGGAGCAUCCUUGGCAUGCUAAUGUACUAAUCCUCAUUUUGAAUUCAUCCAGGUUUUUGACAGCAUGAUGAAACUCACCUGAUUAGUGAACACUCCUGAUAGGAGAGCAAAAAUUCCCCUUAACAGAAGUACCAGUGAACAUGUGCUGGAUGGAGCAGGAUUGCUGCUGCAGACUCAGCAUUUUUUGAGCAUGUAUAGAGAAUCCCUCCAUGUAGAACUGUACAUGUGGAUGGCUUUUUCUGUAUGUUCAGCAGCUUCUGAUUUCCAAGGAGUACAUGCAGGAGCUCACUGCGCAUGAAUGCUUGUUGGUUGGGAUAGAGCCUGCUGAGGAAGUGCAAGUUUAAUUGUUUUGUUCAUAUCUGCGGUGCCUAAAUAUAAAUUUCAAAUUUCUAGAUUUGGGCCUUCAAAUUCACCUAACCAGCUAGUUGCUGUCAGAACUAUGUCACCAGCACUGGAUAGGCUGUUUAUUCCCCCCACUAUCAGAUGGGUUUAUGUUUCUCCAUAGGCUAUGCUGUCUCUUUUAUGUCCUGAGAUAACACCACAAAAUGAUGCAACAGCACUCUGGGGAAAAUGCCAGCUAACAUUGUUUCCUUGUUUUACAGCGAAGCCUCACAAAGUUGAGGACAAAGUGAGGGCUUGGCUCUGAAUGCAAUAUGAGUGUCACGUUGCAUCCAGUCACAUAGUAAUCCUUUUGCGUGUGAUGUCUGGAGACCUGUGUCUUACUGACACUGGCAUUAUCAUUUUCUCCCCCCUUUUUGUUUAUUUUUCUGUUGAUGACAUAAACUACUGGAUAGAUCUCAUUAGAAACUACUGGGUAGGUGGAACCCAAGCAUGCUGGGAUUUGCUUCGUGGUUAGAAUUAAUCACUAAAUGGAACAAAUGGAACUUUCUAGAAAAGCAGUUGACAUCUGCCCUGAUCGCUUCUGAUCCACAAAUAUUCUUCCUCCUCCUUUCUUUCUUUCUUUCUUUCCUUCCUUCCUUCCUUCCUUCCUUUUUUUUCUGCCAACAGCUGUUUUCCCUCACAUAAGCUGUCCCUUGGACCAGGUGGUCAUGUAAUUAUUUGUUUCAUUUCAUUUAUGGAUCACUUCCCAUAAAACAUCCCAAAGCAAUUUAACAGUGAAAAAUAUCAAUAAUAUAAAAACAGCAAUAAGAACAAUUUCAAGUCCAAAGCAGAUAAGGACAGGGAUUUUUUUAAAAAUCCACACGUAAAGGGCUUGUUGGUGAAGGAAGGUCUUCCAGGUGUGCUUAAAAGGUAAUGGAUAAGGUAUGUCUGAUAUGUGAUUGGCGUUCCAAGGGUAGGUGCUACCUCGUGAAAGGCCUGGUUCUCCAUCAUAUGGAAGAGGAUUCCUGAUGAGAAGGUGUCUGCAGGAGGCCCUUUCCUGUAGAGUGCAGUGACUGGGAAUACAAGGGAUGAGUUUGAAGAAAAUCAUGAACACACAUUUGUGGUUCCUGUUUAUCUAACUUGCAAAGCCACAUUUAUGCCUGCUAUAGCUAGAAAAUAUAUACAGAGGGAGAAAUAUAUAUUUCAAACCUAUUCACCUCCAUUUGACAUUCGUUCACUGUGCUGAUUGUCAGCCUUUGGGCAAGCCUUUAUUUAUUAUAAGCUCUGUAUUUCCUUCAAAUCUCUUCUCUGGGGACAUCUGCCAAUUCAGCAUUGAAUUAUAGGUCUGUACAUUUGAUUCUGGGAUUCUGCGUGCUGUGCGUCAUUAUGUCAACUGUACAUAUGACCGAAGGACAAGUUUUGUAUGACACUACCUUUUUUCUGGUUUGCUUCUUUAGAAAGUAUGUGGUACCAAUUACCCUCUCAGCAUCGCCUUCAUUGUGGUGAAUGAGUUUUGCGAGCGCUUCUCCUACUAUGGCAUGAAAGGUGUGUGUUAUAUCUUUCAUCAUUUCUCCACAGCUUCUCAGAGAAUAGUUUGGCUCUCUUUGCAAUUUGUUUUGCCUUUAGGAUGAUAAAAGGUGGCCUAUGGGUGGGAGGAGAGAAUUAAUCGUAGGAAUUAUCUGAAAAGAUUCGUUGCCUUCAGAUCUUAAAUUGCCUCAGAUACCUCAGCUGUCUCUGAUACGUGUACACACUAACAGGAUAGACUGAAAGGUUAUAAACAUGGUGCCAGAGGCUGCUUCCAGGUGGGUGGCUCCUAGUACUGCCAAAUAAUUGCACUUCUGCUGUAAGCUACAAGUGAAGUUGCACUUGACUUUCCACAGUAUUGGGUGUUCUGAACUUUUUCUGUGUCUGCAUGCUGCUGUGUUCUGUACACAAGUGCUCAUGACAUAACUGCUGUGGGUGGGGCCAACUGAAGCUGAGCGCACAUCUACUAAAACCCUUGCAGCAGCCAUUUUGUAUGGCCCUGUUUUUAAAACUUUGUCUUUUAAUAAGCUCUAAAAUUCUUUCUUGCCAUUGUUAAUGAAUGAAAGUUAUAGUGCUAUAACACUAUAAUGCUGGGUUUUUUUGUUUGUUUUUUUAAAAACUAUUUCAUAAAUACAUGCAUACAAAAAAAUCACCUCUCUUGGCUAUGUAAAAUGGGAGCCGUGUACAUUUUGCUAAAAUUGCUUUGGUCAGAAAGAGCAUUAUAUAACAAAUUUGGUGUUACAGUGCUGUAACUCUCAUUCAUUUUUUAAAAGUGCCAUAAUACUACAUUUUAAACAAAAGAUUUUAAAAAUAACCUUUCUGAUCACUGGUAUUUUAGCCAUAUGGCAAACAUAGGUCACUGGUAGGAGUUUCAAUGCUUUUAAAUAACAUUAAUACACACCCACACACACACACACACACACACACACACAGAAUCAAAUCCCCAUACUUUUAAAAAGAUAGAAUAUUAAUGCUAAUCUACACCUGUGGAGAUUGCAUCACUCUUCUAUUCUUCUGAAAAAUGUCAGACUUUCUGCCUUCUGAGAGAAGGUGGGAAGAGCCACAGGAGCAAUAAAGGAUGAAAGCAUUGUGUGGAUGUCUCAUGAAAAGUGUGCAAAUGAAGCAUCAAUUCCACAUCAAGCACCCAUUGUGACAGCCCACUUGCGGAACUGCUCAUCCACUAGUAGAAGCCAUAUUCUUAAGCCAUAGUGCAACAGCCCAAUUCAAUGAGUGUUUUGUGCUUGAGAAAAAAGUUUCAUAACCCCCAACUGAAUGUUAUUAUUAUACUUGGUGACAGUUAAGCUUAUGCAUUACUAUUUGUGCUACUGCUCGGACAUCAACUCUCAAACUGCUUGCACUAAAGUUAUGUUGGAUCUCGCCCCCUGCUAUGGAAGCUCUCUCCUGUCUCUUCCCUUUGGGGACAGUAAUAUGGAAGCAGAAAACUGGAAGCUGGUCAGCAAGGGCUACAAUCUCUGGAGAAUGACCUAGAGCAUAUAGGGGAGAGAAAGGAAGAGUGACAGGAAAGGUCUAUUGGUCUGACACCCAGGAUUGCUUGCUUUUCCUCUGUUGGAGGCUGUAUGCUUGUAUCAGUGGGAUGAUAGCUAGAGACUGAGAAAGGGCAAUUUGCUCAUCACUGUGUUUUCAUGGUAGUGAAAGCUGAGCCUCCUUGGGUUUCUUUCGGUCAUUGUUGGCAUCGGCCUGCCUCAGGAGACAAUGGGAAAGUUGCGCCUUCAGGGGUAAAGUCAAACUGUUGGAGAGUUACAGAGCCUGCUAUGGCUGUAGAGUUUUCAUGGUAGUGAAAGCUGAGCCUCAUUGGAUUUCUUUCUGUCACACCACUGGUAAAAGCACAGAGCCUCUUUCAGGAAAAGAAAAUUAUUGUCACACUCUGGGGCUCAUACAUUGUUUAUGAAACUCAUUGCUAUUGUCUUUGUUUUUAUCCCUCAGCCGUUCUGACUUUGUAUUUCCUCUACUUCCUCCACUGGGAUGAGAAUACAUCCACCUCCGUCUACCAUGCCUUCUCAAGUCUCUGUUACUUUACACCUGUCAUUGGUGCCCUCAUGGCUGACUCUUGGCUGGGAAAAUACAAGUAAGAAUAAAAUAUAUUACAUCUUCAAGUGGAAGAUGGAGAGGAAUUUUUUCAGCUUACAUUUUAAUGCAACCUUGUUUAAUGCAAAUUUGUGAAAUUUGUGGUUCUCUGAAUUUUGCAAUGCUGUUCUCCAACCAAAUGAUGUGUACAAAAAUGGGUAUGUUACGGAAAUGCGUGUAUAACAAUGUGCAUAUUAGUGAAAAUAACAUACAAAAAUGUUUCAUAUAUUAGCGGAAAUAUGCUUGCCAAAAUAUGUAUAUUAGGCAAAAUUGCAUACAAAUGGGUGGAUUAGGAGAACUCUGAUGACUUCUCAACAGGAAUGAAAUUUAUAACAAAAGCAAAAAUAGAUUCAGAAAUGUGGAGAACUGAAUUUACACUUGGAGAAGUAAGAAACCUGAUAGAAACCAAAAUUCACAAAUUUGUCCAUCUGUACUUCAGGUACAUAAACGACGCCCCCCCCCCGGUUAAUUAAUGGAGCAAAUGGGGCAUUUUCUAGCUGAUUAAUAGUACUAUUUUUAGAAACUUUUGAUAUACGUUAUCACAGAUUGCUACCUUUGUUUGCCAUUGAAUUUUAGCGUGCCUUAUGAACUUGCCUAUGCAAUGAGAUUUUUGUUUGCACUUUGAUUGGUCUUUGCACAAUUAUAUCCUGGUUUAAGAAAUCUCCCCCUUGUCCAGCUCAUAUCUAGCACCAGAGGUGCUCCCAAAGUGCUUAAAGCAGUGGAAUGCAACUGAGGUUUGGGUGGGUGGGGUGUUUGCUUCUAUCCCUUAUAUAGUCUUUCGUCUUUCUCAUGUACAGAGUAGACUCUUCUAAAUAGAAGACUCACUUUAUACAGGAAAGUAUGCAAGCAGGUAUCCAAACAACGGCCUUGUCAUUUCUAGCUGGGCUCCACUGACUUCAAUAAGGGUUAAUGCUGCCUCUGUUUAGAGUAUCCUAGCUUUCAGUGGCAUUUAUGUUCAGCUAAAUUUCUCUGGAUUGCACUGAAAGACAAUCAUUUAGGGUGUUGGACACCAAGUGCUGUUCUAUCUAUUGCUCAGGAUCUGUGUUCAGUGUGUUUGGUGUGGCACCUCCAUAUUAUUGCUAGGAAUGGUUGAGGGCCAGCUCCAUCAUUAGGCAGAAUGAAGCAGUUGCCUCAGACAGCUGGCCAGGGGGGUUAUGAAAAGCUAGCAAAUCAAUCCGUUGUUUAAUUUAAUUUAUUAUUCCAGGGGAGAGGUGUUUGUAGGAUUUUAGAGCUUUCGCAGCAUUACAUCCUGUUACUGUCCCCACCCCACCCCACUUUGGUUUUAUUUUGCUGCUGUUUUUAGUCUGUUUUUGUUUAUAUGGUGGUAAUUUAUUUGUGUACUUUACCAUAUUAAUUUUUACUAUGGGCUGCUCAGAGAACUUUUUUGUUGUUGUUAUGGAUGGAAUAUUAAUAAUUUGUAAAUGAAGAGAAUAAAAUUGGUCUGCUUGGGUUCUGUGGGCUUGGGAAGUGGAGUUUGGGGACACCAGUUGCUGUUCUGUCCCUCAGGCAGAGAGUGUCUUGGGCUGGCCCUGCCACCACAAGUGGUGGGAAACAGAGCAGCUGUGCCUGUCAGUGCAGUUGUCCCAACUUUCUGUUCAGCUGCAGCUUUUUUGUCAAUGCUUUGAAGCAGGAUGGAGAAAGAGGAGUUUCAGUUCUGGUAGAGGGAAAAGGGUAACAGAGAAAAUCCUUGUGCCUUCCCUAUCAGGAAAUACAGACACACGUUCUGUUUUCAGAUUAUAAAUCAUGCCACUGCCUUGGGCUGAUAGCAUUUUCUUACUUUUUUCUCUCUUUCUCUCCACAGAACAAUCAUUUAUCUCUCCAUUGUUUACGUUAUUGGGCACGUGAUCAAGUCCGUUGGGGCGAUACCGAGUGUGGGAAACCAAAUUGUUCAUGUGUAAGUAAUGAAAAGACGGGUCUGCUAUGUUUUGAUAACAUUAUUAUUAAUUGGCUUGUAUUAAGGUAUAGAUCAUUCACAUGCACCUUGCAAUAAGUGGUUGUGUGGUUAUUUCAGGCCUUUUGUUAACGCUGGCACCGUGUCCUCCAUCCCAAAUCGUGUCCGGACAUCGUAGCCUUGAAAGCUGCUAGCACCUUGUGCUAGGCAAUCCACCAGUCUUGCGUCUCGGGGGGCAAUGCAUCAAGUCUUGUACUGUACUGGCAUAGCCUCCGUUCAUUUCCAUGGCGAGGGUGAGCACUGCUUCAAGCAAUGAGCCCUUAGAAAGCGCUUUACGCAUGAGCUGCAGGCAAACCUCUGUCCAGAGCCACAUGCUUCAGAAGCUCAUUAACUUCAGCUGUUACUUAUUUUUUAGCACUCUAAGGUUUUUAAUUUUGUUUAGAUCUAAAGCCCAAACCUGGAGUGGGGCGGGGGGGGGGAAGCAAACCACUGUUUUAGAAAGUGUAUGCUUGGUUUUCUCAGAGGUGAACGGUAUAGGCAGGCAAGGACACAGUCCAUCUUAGAAUCCUGCAGAAGUCUUGUAAUAUGACCAUCACAGUUGGUUGUAUGGAAUGACCUACGGAAACCAGGUAGGGCAUUUUCAUGCCCACUUCAGCUGCAUUUGCCACAGAGGGAGGGAAAGCCGUUGGGGGUGGCGGUGGCUCCCAUUCAAACUGGGAGUUUAUUUAACGACAAUCCUGGGACUUGCAGGGGAGGGAACAUUUAACCAGCUGAGGAAGGGUUACCCAGCAUGGAAAAUGGAGUGUGCCUCUGAUCCUGCUUUGAAAUUGUGCCAGUUCAGAAUGCAGAUGUGGAAUCACAAAUUCAGAUGCUCCCCUCAUGUCAAAAGCUCUCUACACAUGUAAAGCAAAUUCUUCUUACACUGGCUGGCAGCAGUUCUCCAGGCUUCGGGACAGGGAGUUUCCCCAAGCCCUACUUGGAGAUGCUGCAGGUUGAACUUUUGCAUGCAAGGAAGACCCUUAUCCACUGAGCUACAGCCCCUUCUCAGUUAUGACACCAGAAAAGAGCAUACAGAACAUCAUGCAUAGUUCUUUGCAUUCCAGACUUUUGCUGCUGUUGUUUUUAAAACUGCACUCUUUUGGCCCACAUUGUUCAAGGAGGCUUAUAAAGCCACCAUGAAACAUCCUUAUCACAUGAAAAAGUAUUACGUAUUAACAGCAGAGUCAAAAAUACACCCGCAACAGCACAAAUCCAAAUGCCAUCCAACAGAUAACCCCAGUUAAUCACUUGGAAUGGCUUAACUUUUCAACAGCUUGCCUAAAUAAAUAAGUUUCUCAAAGCUCCCAAAACCACACUAAAGGAGCACAUUAGCAGACUUCCUUUGGCAGCUCAUUCCAGAACUGUAUGAUGUAAUUUUUCUGAAUGUUUGAAUCAGGCCUUAGGCAUCAUUCCCACUUCAAGCUAGUGGUGUGCUAGCAACUUUCUUGCCAAAUCCCAGGCAAGUGCAGCAUGCAUAUAAAUAAAGCAGGGUUUCCCCAAACUUUGGCUGGCUAUGACAUAGAUAAUAUUUUUUCCCCUGCACUGAAACUGUUUCCCUGCCAUGGCUGAAAAUGGGAGGCACAUGGGUACUAUAAUAUUCCAAUGUUGUUGUUGUUUUUAUAAAAAAAAAUACAGUGUUACCAGAAUACAGUGGUACCUCGGGUUACAUAUGCUUCAGGUUACAGACUCCGCUAACCCAGAAAUAGUACCUCAGGUUAAGAACUUUGCUUCAGGAUGAGAACAGAAAUUGUGCUCUGGCGGCGUGGCGGCAGCAGGAGGCUGCAUUAGCUAAAGUGGUGCUUCAGGUUAAGAACAGUUUCAGGUUAAGAAUGGACCUCCAGAAUGAAUUAAGCACUUAACCCGAGGUACUACUGUACUUGGGAUCAGCUCAUAGGAGCAGGACCUGUCUUGUUCAGACCAUUGGUUCAGCUAGCUCUGUAUUAUCUAUCUAUGCUGACUGGGCAGUGGCCCUCAAGGGUUUCCAAUAGGGAAUCUUUCGCAGUCCUGCCUGGAAAUUCCAGCGAGUGAAAAUGGAACCUUCUGCAUGGAAAGCUUGUGCUCUUCCACUGAGCUACAGCCCUUCCCAGAAGCAGACAGCAGUGUGUUUGCCUGCCAUGGUGGCAGGCCCAGCAUCAGCAUGGAACCCACUGGGGCUGAUGCCUGGUUUGCUCUUCUAGCACAUUCUGUCACUACCCAAUACCUACUACCUGAAAGUGGUGGUCAGGGACAAACUGACAGGUUGGUUCCCAGUGUCUGGUGCCAAGUAAAUCCACUCGCUAUACAAGGGUGGAACUGGCUGUCUCAUCUGCUUCACUUUACACUCAUGAGUGGGCUUAGCUGGUGGCAGUGCCAUGGCUACCAGUGAGUUCACAGAGUGAGUGCAAAGGGAAUAAUAAUAAUAUUAUAAUAAUUUAUUAUUUAUACCCCACCCAUCUGGCUGGGUUUCCCCAGCCACUCUGGGCGGCUUCCAACAGAAUAUUAAAAUACAAUAGUCUAUUAAACAUUAAAAGCUUCCCUAAACAGGCCUGCCUUCAGAUGUCUUCUAAAAGUCUGAUAGUUGUUUUUCUCUUUGACAUCUGGUCAGAGGGUGUUCCACAGGGCAGGUGCCACUACCAAGAAGGCCCUCUGCCUGGUUCCCUGUAACUUGGCUUCUUGCAGCAAGGGAACCGUCAGAAGGCCCUCGGCACUGGACCUCAGUGUCUGGGCAGAACGAUAGGGGUGGAGACGCUCCUUCAGAUAUACUGGACCGAGGCUGUUUAGGGCUUUAAAGAUCAACACCAACACUUUGAAUUGUGUUCGGAAAUGUAUUGGAAAGGUGAGGCUGGCAGCUGCAGUAGUGCUGACGCUCAGAGGAGAUGGCUCUGAGGGGGGGUCAGUCAGCACUAAGGGGUAGUCUGCUGAGGGAAGAGCCCUGUAAAAUCUGAAACCAGGCUUGAAUGGUGAUGCUUCUGUGAUUUUCCUGCACUAAUCAGCCAUAGCAAGCACUGCUUCAGAGACUUCCAGUGCACCCUCAGGACAGUUAUCGCUGCCUGGGAAGUGAUAGAGAAAGUGAGAGGGUGGUUUCUGCCAAAUCCAACAUGAUGGUUUGAUUGCUUCCUCCCUUGUGGCAUACCAAUCUCUCUGGUAGCACACUUUGGGGGAUUCUGAAUAGAGAUCCCACCUGGUUACUACUCUCUUUCCUAGUUAGGAAGCAGUUUGACUCAUGCAACUGGCCUCACAUAUCCCCCCCCCCCCCCGUAUGCAGCCCCUUCUUGCAGAAAAAUAGCUGUCACACACCAAGUGUGAAUGGGCCUCCAGUAACGUGCUUCAAAGUAUUCUGGUCCUCCACUCAGGGUUAAUCAGGGGUUUGCAUGCAGAUGAAGGUGAUGGAUGGUUGGGGAAGGACCCUGUGUGAGAAGCAGGGAAGGAAAGAUCUCCCAGACUGUGAGGCUGGGAGGGUUCACCUCUUUCUGUGUGGGGCAAGUUAAGAUCUACCUGUAAGAGAGGACUUUGCAUUCUCCUUUUUCUCUUUUUUCUGUUUAGAUUAGUUUAUUUUUGUUGCAACACAUCAUGAAAUGUCUUAAUAAAAUUUUAUUGGGGAGAAAAGGAUUCUGGUAUGCAAUGUAGUUGGGAGGUGCUGCUAUUCUCCCUACACACACACACACACAUACCCUUCCAUGGUGCUGAAAUGUCUCCAUUCCUGUUUGAAGGGUUCUGUCGAUGACUGGCCUGACUCUGAUUGCUCUUGGAACAGGAGGUAUCAAGCCCUGUGUGGCGGCGUUUGGUGGAGACCAGUUUGAAGAGGAGCAUGUAAGAGUUUUGUUUCUUUUAUCCAUGUGGUUUCUUAAUGCUUUUUUAAACAUAGCACUUAGCAGGGAUGGUUAAUCCCUGACCUAUGGGCUGUAUCUGGACUCCUGAAGCAAUUCAUGGUGGUCCCAAACUACCAUUCCAACAAUUUGCCUUCUUUCUUAGAAAAAAAACCCUUAUAAAAAAACAUUGUCCAGCAGUUGACAUUAUUAAGUCCCACCGUUUCUCCAUUGAUCUGUUAUACAGCGGGGAGUGGGGAGGUGCUGUUGCUUCUUUUCACCUUCCAAAGGGUCCCUUCUACAUCUGACCUGGCAUCAUUCUUUGAAUGUUGGUGAUAUUGUUAGAUAGUCUCAGAGAGGUUUGGGAAACAGGAAGGAAUACUCUUUCCUGUUUCCUUUCUAAGACUUCCUGUCAGUGUUGCCUUACCAGAGGGAGAAGGAGCUCCUUUGCAAAAGAUAAAAAAGAAGCUGUGUUUCUGCUCCCCACGGCAACAAUGGAGCAGGAGCAGGCCCUCUCAUGCCAGCUUGUCUCCCUUCAUCUGCUGAGUGUGUGCCUGUAUAUGUACGCUGCCUGUUUAUCACCUUCUGCUGAGUGUGUGAGUGUGUGUACUGCAAUGCAGCCUUUGGAAUGGCGGUCAAACUCUCAAUGUGACUAUCAAGCCCCCUCAAAGGGUUACUCACCCCUGGCUCAUCAUUUUUAAUAAACAGUCAAAUGCAAUGUAAUGAACAUUCAUUCUUGACUCAUCCAUGCAAAAGAGACGAUAGCAAGGUUGCCUAUAUAAAGGGUAGCUUUGGGUAUUACUCAGAAGCUCUGUCCAUGAGAAGUGUGCAACUUGCUCAUCCUCUGUCCACAUCUAGGGGGCCUAGUAAGUUGCCUUAUGCCAUGUCAUAGGCCUUGUCUAAUGUAACCAAGCAUAGUUAAACUCUGUCUGGCAGCAGUGCUCCAAGGUCUCAAAGAGAGCAAGGUAUUUCUCACCACCUGCUACCUGAUUCAUUUUGCUGGUAAUGCCAGUGGCUGAACCUGGUGCCUUCUGCCUUCAAAGCAUGAGCUCUGCCUCUGAGCUAAACCUUUCCUCCCACACUUCUCUGAAGCCUCUGAGGAACAAACAGGAAAAUAUGCAGGAUUUGGUCACUGCUGCCAACUAUGGCUUGAGGUCUCGUAAAACAUGGACAUCUGUGGAAACAAAAUGGGAUGUCAUUGGACAAGCGCCACCUGAAGUUGCUUACUUCCAUUUAGUCCCUCCCUCCAUAUCUCAGAAAGCAUCAUUGACGGCACAGGUGACUGUGAGCUGCGGUGGUUGGAACUGAAGAAGCAGCAAAUGGAGUUCCUGCAUUCCUUUGCCAAAACUUUGUGCACACAAGGCAGAAUCUGUUUCCUUGGAACCUGUUUUUCCACUUCUUUGCCACCACUUACCCUAAGGAUACUCUCUCAUGCCAUCACGGAAGCUAGGCUGAAAACAGCUCUCUGAGCUCUUGGACGUUCCCAUUACCUACUACCCACCGUGGCUACAUGGAGAUGUCAAAUAGGCCUAAAUGGACCACUGUCCAAACUGAGAAGGAAACUCUGGCAUUAACAAUUAAGGAAACAAGUUGAACCUAUGCAACAAAAUGGUGCAAUAUGUCUCCUCUUAAGAGUUCAGGCCACUUCAUUUGCCCUCCUUCCCCAUUUUCCUUUUCCAACCAAUGCUCAGGAUGAUAUGGCUACUGAGCAUAUUCAGUUCUCAUUGUACUGUUUUGAGUGAGUCCUGCCCCCCAUAAUAUGUGUGUGUGUGUGUGUGUGUGUGUGUGUGUGUGUGUAUGCUGAACCUGCUGUUUCCCCAAGCAUGCUGAUACCUCCCUCUUUUCUCUCAGUUGCCCCAUUUUGAGUCCAUUGCUGUUGGCACUUGUCACAAAGUUCACUAUUAAAGUCAGUGUUGGGAACAUUAAUGGUGUCUGUGUUUCCAAUAAAAAUCAUGUGCAAAGCUGGUCAGUGCAAAUACACCUUGUAUUUCAUGCUGGUUUAAAGAACAACUCUCCCUUACUUUCCACUAACCUUGCAUACCUCUGCGUCCUAAUCUUCCUUUCCUCUCUUUCUCUGUAGUUUCAUACCCCCAAGCCCAGAGCAUGGGGAGUUUUUUCUACUGUGCAUGGCUUACCAGCACAAGGUGAAUGUGUGUGUAUUUAAAAUAAGAUUUCACCAAGGAAUUCUAUCUAUUACGUUACUAGCAGUUUACUGAAACACCUUGUAUUUUUUCUGUAGUGUUUCCCAUCCUAGCACAAACUGCAUUCACUUUCUCACAUAGCUCAUGAAACCUAAACAAUAGGAUACCUUCAGGAUAUUGAAAAUUCCUAGCAUCCCCCGAAAGCCUGUUUGUUAAUGAUCAGGCAGGCAAUAGUUUUGAUCAAACAUGAGAUUGCAUAUUUUCACAGCCCUGCAUAUCAUCUCUGUAGCUGCGGAUGGAUGUACUGAGUUAUUUUAUUGCAUUUUGGUUGUUUAUGUUUGCCUGUUGUUGGGGGGGGGGGAAUCAUGUAGUUAGCAUCUGGGCCUAUGUCAGAAAAUAAUAUUAGAACACAGAUAAUCAUAGAUUUAAGGUAUGGGGAAGUAUCAUUAUUAGGCAGAGAGCUGACAACAUAAGAAUCACACAAAUCAUGUAAUUUGGCUGGGGAAGGGAAAGACACAUAAAAGAUUUGUUUGAGUUUAGAAAAAGUAAUUGUAAUUGACAUUAGGAAUCUUCCUCUGCUUAUCUCAAAGUAGCAGCUCCUGAGGGUUAUAUCAUUCCCAGAAGUGCAACAUCUAUGACUAAUAAUAAUUAGUAAUAUUUUGUAAUCAACUUCUAAUUAACAACUAAUUAGUAUGUGAUUAUAACAAGAACACACAGCACUUGUUUUCAAAAUGCUUUGCAGAUUCCCUCCAAAUUAAUCACUGUGCUCUUGUCUGAGAGGUUAAGUAUUACCUUCCUGGGUUAAGUUGAUCUUUAGAAGUUGUUAAAAGCUAAUCGUUAAUGGAGACUAGGAGACCUUUGAAUGCUUCACCCCAAAAUUCCAAACUCUGAAUGAAGAAACAGCUGUUUUCUUUUGGAAGAUCAUUAUCAUGUGCACUCUGCUUCAGCGGUGUAUUCCUUAAGGAGGAUGUACUAAGGUUCACUUCAUAUGUAGGAAUGUAAGCAGGCAUUGAUUUGUGUUCUGUGUUCAUCGUACGCAGUAUUGUUUCUGCUCUGCUGCAUGUCAGCAUCCAACAAAAACUACAUUAUCUGUCUUGCUGUCCACUGUGGUGGAAUUUUACAUAAUUAAUUACAUUCUCGUUGCAUUAUUCGACAACAUUCCUUCCAGUGCAAAGGCCAUUUAUUGCAGUGCAAAGGAAGCACAGUGCAAAUGGAAGGGAACCCCAGCAACAAUUAUGCAAUCGUUUGCAGGCUGAAAACAACCACAAUGAAUACCAAUCCUAUUCGCUGGAUUGAUUUCCAUUCUGGACAUGCACUAAAUAAGCAAAUGUCAUUAAUUUCCCUUCCUGUUUCCAUUCCCAUUAGAAUUCUCCAACAUCCCUGCGAAAAGCAGGCAUGUGAGCAGACUCAUGUUUCUGCUUUCUGCGGGUUAUUUGGCCUGCAAAAAAGAGCAAGCGCAUGCAUUUACCCUGCAGGUUGCUGUGCUUCAAUUUAAUGUGCAUAGGUUCCAGAUGCACACUGAGAAGGGGAAUAACACUUGUCACACUUGACUUCUGCAAAGAAGGCAGGGUAGAGUAUCUUUCGCAGGGACUGGGACCUUGGUGUUCAGCCUACAGAGCAAGGGUGACCUGGCAGCUUUUAUACAGGCAGCACCACAUGGUUUAUUCUAGCCUACUGCUGUGAAGAGAAUUACUUGCUGUCUGAUGUGGCUCUUUUCCUUGUAGUUCUCCUCAGGCUGGAGCUUGUUAGAACUCACGGGAUGCCUACCUGCUGCAGGCCACAGAUUUAAGGCUUACUAUGGGCUUAAGUCAAUGCGUUUUUAUCUGGCAGGCAAAAUCCUUGACUUCCCUUCUUUUUGUCACUCAGCUUUAUGCCAAUUUCUUGACAUGCUGUUUAAAAUGAGCCACCCCAAACUAUUCAGUGUAUUGCAAUGUAACUUCCUGCCCCUGUGUCUUAGGACCACUUCUCCCAUUAUGCUUUAAAGUAAUGGGUGCAUUAUGGCAAGCUGGAGUAUAGACUCUGUGGCAAGGCAGGUAGGAUUAUGUGCAAAAAAAUGUGAUUGAGAAGGUUGUGUACAUACACAAGGCAUUGCAUUGCUGUUCUUUGCAUCAAACAUUGUAUCAAAUGCCUGUAUGGACCUCUUUAGGUACUCAUGGGCUGCAGCCAGCAACCUUGGCUAAUUAAGGGUUCCAAAAUUUAUGUAUACUGUUGUUUAAACAGGUACUUCAGAUAUUUAGGAUUAAAACUCCCAUCUGCCAUCAGUCAGCUGCUGUAGGAGUUGUAGUCUGAAACAUCUGGCAAAGACUGCACCAUCAUAGCACCUAUGACUCCCUCCAAAAUCAUAAGGUGCAGAACUGCCCUUACUCUGCAAAAGAACAUGUACAAAUAAGAAUUUCACUACCACUGCAAGAUGACAUGUCAUUUCCUCACCCUCACUACUGCCACUUAACAAUACAAUUCAUUUACACACGGUGGGGAGUUGUGCUUAAAAUAUUUACAGACUGUUGUCAACUGCUACCUAGCCUACGAAAUUCACUUCAAGAUAGAUGUAAAUUGUGCAAAUUGUGUUGAAUUGUUGUAGUGCUGGUCAUUCUGAAUCCUGCUCCAGAAAUUAUGACAAGCACAUUGAAAUCAAUUUGAACGCAUUUCAGAAAUCUACCACAUGUUCACGAUGGAUCCCUCACCUCUUCCCCACAUUAGUCUGUUUUCACAUGAUACCUGUGUUCUUGGGAUAUUUUAACACUUUCAUGACAAACCAUCUCUCCUGCAGUUCUGCAAUAUCAACUUUCAUGUCAAGACUUUUUGCAGCUUUUAACUGUUUGCAACGCCAUUAUGGAUGAAAGAGACAAUAGACUCCCCCAAAUGUUGUGAGUCCUGUGAGCUCUCUUGCUCCAUGCAAGUGGUGAACUGUCUGCAACCCACUGUCUUUGGGAUAUGAGAGUGGCUUUAUGACACUCCUGCAUGCCCAAGAAUGCAGCUUUACAAGCUCUGUGCUGCAGGCUGACCUCAAGCAAAAUAUGCAUCUGCAAGAAUGACUACAGCUUUCAAAAUGCAGUGUGGCAGAGAGUGAAAAUGCAUGUGCACAAAUAUCCAGAGUUUUUAAUUAAAGCAAAUAAUUGAGAAAGCAGCAUGGAAAUACAUCAGGAACUAAAGGGAUUUCAAAGCAACCAACAGAAAUCCACCAAAAUCCAAUUACACCGGAAUCCAAUUCUUGGAACCAAGAAAAUGGCAUUGACAAUGGGAUCUCUUCUAUAGGCUUCACACUUGGAUUGACUGACUCAAGAUUCGCUUUCUUUCCCCUCCGUGGCAUCAAGAUUAUUCAAGAGAUGUACCAGAUGUGAUUGCUCAUAAUGAGACAUACAUUUACAUCUUAAUUGUGGACUCCCAAGUUGGGAAGGCAUUUAGGUACGGAAAAUGCAUGAAGAACUAAGCCAGAAUCAAAAAAAAUAUGUCAAGGGGCUCAGGCUCAUGCACUGCCUUUUUGGAAAUUCACACCUCACUUUAUGGAUGCUGCCGCUGGGAAGUAACAAAGUGGGGAAUGAUCUUUGAAGUUUUCUUCUGCAACUGCUAAGUGUUGACAGAUGCAGUUGCUCAGCAGGUGCCUGUGCAUGGUCUGUGGGAGGCGGAAACCAGUGAAGUCAUCAAAACUGGUUAAUUCAGGCAUAAGAUGCUUUGGGGAUUUUGAGCCUGGUGAUCCUUUCACCUUCCCUCGAAUCCUAAUGAGAUCUCUAAAAAAGUCACCAGCCCAUGAUAUCCACAGUACAGCUUCAAAAGUCCAUGCAAAUGCUGAAAUCACGCUUUCAAAAGCUUGAGAAUGACUGCUGACAGAGCUUUAAGGCUAUAAGGUCCUUCAUGCAGCAUGGACCUCAAGCAAAAUAAAUAACUUCAAACAAGCUACAUGCCAAGAAUCCCAAGUGCCUUCAUAAUUUCAGAGUCCGUCUUGAAUACCAGAAAGCCCCAAAUGGAUAGCAAUAUGCUAAAGCAAGUGGAGGCGGUGCAUCAUUUACAUCAGUCUGUAUAGGCGCAGGCUAGAGAUAGGGGAGAAAUUGGAUUCAGUUUGCAUUUAAAGCCAAAUUUAUCAAAUUUGCACUUUCUGAAACAGUAUGAGAUCUGAAACAGCCAUCCUUCAGAAUUCACAUUUAUCUGAAUUUUGCGAUGCAGUGCUCUAACCAGCUAAUGUAUACCAAAAAAGGGCAUAUAUUAGGUGACAGUAUGCAUAAGCAUGAAUAUAUUAGUGAAAAUAACAUUCAAUAAUUCAUUAUAUUAGGCGAAAUUGCUCACAAAAAUGUGUUUAUUUGGAGAAAUUCACACAUGCAGAAGAAUUUCAUGAGGAUUAAAAAGAAAAAAGAAAAUCCACAAAUUGCUGCCGAAAUGUAGAGAACUGAUUUUAAGAAGGGAUCAAAACUGACAGACCCUUCUACCCCUAGCCACAGUCACCAGGACAAGCACCAAAAAUGGUCUUACACAGGGAUAGCCAAGGUGGUGUCCUCCAGAUGUUUGGGACUAUAAUUCCUGUCAUACCCAGUCAAUGUGGUGAAGGGUUAGGGAUGACAGAAGGUGUAGUCCACAUCUGUUGGGACUCACCUUGGAUAACCCCUGUCUAACAGCAGUUAGCAAACCUUGCUCAGUCUUGGGUUUGUGGAUAGGCUGUAAGGAACCACUGUUGCCUUCAAAUUGUAGGGCUAUGGUCCGAUAGUUGGUACUGGGGAUUAUUUAGUUCAAGGGGCUAAUAGGUAAGUGGAUGAAGCCGUAGCACAAUUUGUCCUUUAACAAGCAAGUUAAAGAGUUAUGGUGAAAAGUCGUUUGCAAAAUCUUAAUAUUUAUUUUCGUUACUUGUAUUUCUGUAUAUAUAAUUAGUAAUCCGGAAACCAAAUUCAACUGCAGAAAAUUACAUUUGCUAUACUUAGUGUGAGCAAAAAGGUUUCUGUGCAUACUAAUUAUGGUCAACAGCUCUUGAUUUUUAUAAUUAAGCUAUAGGGUAAGCUUGGACUUUCUUUUCUGUUUAUAGAAAAUGUGGCUAAGCCAUACUUCCCUUUCAAUAUUACUGUAUUCACUCAAAAUGAAAUUCAGCUGUUUCCAGAUGACCCCAGUUCAUCCUGAUUUGUUUAUAGGGAGGCUAGAUGAUGUCAGCUAUUCACUGAACAUUGAAUGUGGUGAGGUUAAACAAUGCUGCAUUUUCCCUGUGACUUUCUUUGUCAUAAAACGUUCAUGGGGUGGGGUUUGUUGUGCAAGACCUUCCAAGCACCUGUAAUUAGACAAUCAUAAUUUGCCAGCAUGUGAUUUAAUCCCACCCCUACAUAGUGACCUCCUGCCAACCUAGCAGUUCGAAAGCACGUAAAAGUGCAAGUAGAUAAAUAGGUACUGCUCUGGCGGGAAGGUAAAUGGCAUUUCCGUGGGCUGCUCUGGUUCGCCAGAAGCGGCUUGGUCAUGCUGGCCACAUGACCCGGAAGCUGUACUGGCUCCCUUGGCCAGUAAAGCAAGAUGAGUGCUGCAACCCCAGAGUCGGUCAAGACUGGACCUAAUGGUCAGGGGUCCCUUUACCUUUACCUUACAUAGUGACAAUCUGGAAGCAAUCAUAGAUUCACACUUACCAGAAUUUUGUGAUACAGUGCUCCAAGCACAAAGCAGUUACAAAAAUGCAUAUAUUAGGGGAAAGUGUGCAUAAGAAUAAAGCUGUUUGUGGAAGUAACAUACAAAAGUGCAUUGUAUUUGGGGAAGAUGCUUGCAAACAUCUGUACGUUAGUCAUAUUAAAAUACGUUCUUUAGGAGGAAUUGGCACUAAAAUGCUGACACAUUUAAAAAAGAAUUCUUAAAUAGCUGCAAAAUUUGGAGAACUGAUUUUAAGAUUGGAAAAAUAAGAAACUGAGAGAACCUAGAUAGAUAGAGCCUUUCAUCUGCAGUACCAGGUUCUGUCUGAAUGUUGUUGUUCAUGAAUAAAUGCAACUAUUGACGUUUUCCUGACUCCAGCUGUUUCCUGGACAGACCCAUUGCAAGAUUUCCUCACACAAUGAAUACCCUUCCCAAACCCACAGAAUACUUCACUGUCAGCAUAAAAAGGUCUUUGGAUACAACUGAAAGUUCAAAGUGAGGGCGCUCGCCAGAUCUCUGCCAUAAGAGUCUGCCACAGCAUGGGACCAGUAUGCUGUGGACCCCAACUUGUUGUUGAAGCCAGCUGGUCCUCUGUAACAUGAGGGACAACAAACAGCAUUUCUCUGUGUGAGCUCAGUGAGCAAGCUGAGAUAUGAAAAGCUAAAAUCAACAAAGGCACUUUCAAUUUCAUUGUAAAAAUAAUCAGAGAGAAAGCCUAAUAGAUGAGCAGGGGGAGGAUGUUCCAGAGACAAAGCACCAUGAUUGAGUCCUAUCUCUUCUUGCUGUUCACCUCCCCUCAGAAGAUGGAGGCUCUCUGAUCAGGUCCUCCAAAGAAGAUAUUAAAGGUUGUGCAGGCUCAUGAAGGAGCUUUACCUAAAUAUGAAAGCAUUUUGGGGUAGUAAAUUGGCACGAGGAAGGGUGGUCUACAAACUGGCGAAAAAUAAAUAAAGGUUUGCUGUUGCACCUCUUAAAAAUUAUUAAGAAAAUAAUAUUUGGAUUCCACCCAUUCAUUAUCAUAGUCUGCCUGUGAAACUCUACAACCUUGAGCACUGGAAGGUAGCUCUGCACAUAAAAAAUCUAUAUGGGGCAAUUUCUCAUUACCGUAUAACGAUUUUGAACCUUUUUAUAAAUUAAAUAACCGCAGGAGUUCAUGUAAAAAGUGGAGCAGACAUUUACAUAUAUUGCUCUCCCUCCUGCCAUCUUCUCACGUCGAAAUCACCCUGUGCCAGUACAAAGAGAAGUGAGUCUGCCUAUUAUUUUUGCCAACUUCAGAGUCAAUAAUAGUGAGAGGUGCCAUUAGAGCAGCACUUUGGGGCAAACAGAGAGGGGCCCCACUCAGCAGGAGGAGCUACAAACACAGCAGGGCUGGCUUCCCACACUUUAAAGUACGUGAAGUAAUGCACAUUACCAUCUUAAAGAGUCCCUUCUCUAAGUCCAGAAUCAAAAUCAUCUAACUGUGCUACUCACAUUAGAGUAUAGCUGAAUAGCUGUAAAUUGGCCAAGGCUUCUGAGCACAUAUUGAGUCUGAGUUUUUUUAUUUCGCUGGUGGCUCUUUGCUCUGCUCUGUCAUCCACAGUUAAAUAAGUGAUUGUGAAACCUGAAUCUUUGGCCUAUUACCUGGAAACUUGUUGCUCUUGCCUGGUUCUAACUUCCUGAGCUGGGCAACUGGAACACUUUUGAUUUCGAUGGCUUAUUUUUAGUUGUGUUCUGAUUAAUGAAAAGGAGCAGCCAUAAGAUUCUGCAUGGCUUUGCUAGCUUUUUUAGAAUGCCCUGGCAUAAGGCAUGGCUGGCUGGCUGGAAUCCACACUGUAGCAUUUUGUUGUAAAUUCCACCUGUAUCUGCAUGUAAUGCAUAUUAGUAAUAUCAGUUCUUCUUCUGUGCUCCUGGUUAGCAUAAGCAAAAGUUAGCAGCCCCUUGAAUUUGUCUAGCAAGGAUAUUUUUAGCCUACAGAAGUAGGUUCCGUUGAAAUAAAUGAGCUAACACUACGAAGCAAAUGUACUUAAGGCUGAAAUGUAAUUUAUAUAAUCCCAAUUAUUUCUUGCCUAACUAUGGCUUCACUUUGCCAACUUCUUCCACCCUUUUCCUUAUCUGAUCUGUUGGUGUAUGCUUUUUAUAAUGAAUAUGUUUCUUUUCCUAUUUAUGUUUUUUGGGAGAAUAUUGCCUAGACAUGAUGAGCUGUCAAGCACUGCCAAAUUGGAUUGAAUGAGGCUAUAUUGGGACUCAAUUAAAAUGCUCCUUCUGAAUAAGUAACUGCUACUCUCUUUGUAAAUCCCCCUCCCUCCAUCAUGCAAAGAGAAGAGAAUCUUUCCUUCUACUUGUGUGUUUAUAUAGAAGUGUGAAGAAAGAGAGAGAAUCUAUAUCUUGCCUUGAUUUUAACCUUGCAUUUUAUUUUAGGUCAAUACAAAUGUAUAAUUCAUAGUGGAGUGGAAUUGAUGGAGCCCCAUUGACAAAUCCAUUUCUAUGUUUCUAAGCAGUGUUUAAAAAAACCUCUGAUGUUGAUUUGAUCUUCUUUCUUUUCAGGGCCAGGAAAGAAGCAAGUUCUUCUCUGUCUUCUACCUGUCCAUUAAUGCAGGAAGUCUGAUCUCUACUUUCCUUACCCCUGUGCUGAGAGGUCAGUGUUGAUUAACAACAUGGAUGGAUGAUAUUCCCCCAGAUAUUGUUGGGCUACAACUCCCAUCAUUUUUGACCAUUAGCCAUGCAUGGUGCGGCAAUAGGAGCUGGAGUCUAAGAACAUCUGAAAGGCCACCGGUUUCCCAGCAUUGAUUUAGAAUGAAGGUGGGAAUUAGAUGCAGCAUGACUAUCCCACUCCCUUAGCUAAUUGGGUUUUCCUGACUUCCACGUGAAUAAAAUCAUAUGUCUGUUUAGAGUGACUAGACCACUGUGAUUCUGCUGAAAGAACAGAGAGAAGUUGUUUUUAAAACGGGAUACAAUUUGUAUGUACAGCACUGGAACUUGGAGGGCUCCACAAAGAACACAACAGAACCCCAUUCCCCCUUAAGGAGGCGGAAACAUAUGGAUGACUCUUUAGAAACAGUGCCAGGGCAGUCUGGGGAAUGGGAGGCAUGGAAGCAGGAGGUCCACCUAACCAGCCUUCUCUACUUGGGGAAGGAUUGCAAAUGUGGAGUUCAGGUUCCUUGAGUGAGUGGAUCAGAGAUUAGAGGACAAGGUGGAGAUCUCAGAGUUGCACAUGGACCUCCAGUUCACCAGAACAGCAUGGUAGGCUGAAUGCCUGUGCCUAUGCUUAUGCACUAUAGUGGGGUGUGGGGAGAGAAAAGGAGGAAACAAUGCUCUUUUAUCUGGUAGGGAGAUUCCUUCAUGUGCAGGUGCUGUACCCAUGUUUCAAAGGACUGUGUCGUGUUUGUUUGUUUAUUUGUCUGUUUGUUUUAAGUACCAUAAGAGUUUCUGUGAUAUAAACAUUGAAGAGAAAAUGUGAUUGAGUAAGCUCAGUUAUGGAUCCAACUUGCAAUACAAUACAAAUCUUUAUUAUGGCCAUAGACCAGCAUUUAAAAUCUGAAAAAGCGCUUUAGAAAGCUAAAAGGUAUUAAAGCACAAGGUGAAUAUAAAAGUCUAUAAGAAUUUUAAAGAAACUAAAAGAAUCCAAAAGAAGGGUCAGGAACAUUGGACGGGUGUGGAAGAGCACAAAAGGUUGAUAUAUAAAGGCUUUAACUAUUACUUAAAGAGCACUCUGAUAUGUUAAUUAUAACUGAUUUAUGGCACAGGUCAUCCUCCUAUGACUCUGGAGUGCUGCUAUGCAGAACCUAGCAACACUAUACGUUGCAGCAGGAUCCAACUUGCAUUUUCCCAGCUUCUGCUCGUGAUCUUUAUUCCAUUCCCAAACAGAAGGGCUGCUACCCUCAGACCAGCACAGAGUUCAGUACUCUAAAUCCCAUUGAGUUAAAAGCACAGAUUGGGCUAUGACCAACAGAUCUGGGACAAACAAAAUGGUAGUCAUUACAAGAUAAUGCCAGCCUGCCAGAGAUGCCAUGCUCUUUUGCUUGUCCUAUAUUGUUUCACUGAAGGGAACAACGUAGGAAGGAGGAAAUAUAUUACAGGGAGUCAGAUAAAGGAGUUUUCCCUCCUGGUCUCAUCUUCUCCAAUAGAGAAGACAUGACAAAUACUGUAGAUUCUGGCAUAUAAGAUGACUUUUUAACCCCGGAAAAAAGGUUAAAAAGUCGGGGGUCGUCUUAUAUGCUGGGUAUGGCUGCAGUGGGCGGCAGGCUCCACUCCACACUGGGAGGAAGCUGCCCGGUGAAGCUGCCCAGCGAUGCUAAGCUGGCUUCGCUGGGCGGCUUCCUCCCAGCACGGAGCCCGAUGCCCACUGCUAUUUCGGAAGCUGCCAAAGCUGCCGCCGCCGCAGUGGGCAGUGGGCUCUGCUCCGCGCCAGGAGGAAGCUGCCUGGUGAAGCUGCCCAGAAUUAUACAUUCUGGAGUGUGCCCAGAGAAAUAAUUUAGGAUAAUAACAUAAUACCAAUUUCUCUUCUACAUCACAGCAACUUUCAGGAGCAUUAUAGAUUUGCAAAAGUUUUUAGUUAAUGUGCCAAACUGAGUAAAGUUCUCUCCUGACCACCAAGUUGCAAAAGCCCAUUUCAAUCAAAACAUCACUACCACCCUGAUAUUUAAUAUGUCCAAGUUAGGCCAAAUGCCUCCCAUUUCUUGCUUCGUGUUUUGACUUCUCUAUUUGGUAGCAGGAGUAUGAUAGCAACGUAUUGAGAACAGUUGAGAUGUUGUUAGGGCCAGGCCACGUUCAUUCUGGGAUCUUCAAAACAGCAGUAGAGGCAGAAUUAUGCAGCUUGCUCUGCGUUAGAGAAUAUAGAAAUCUGCCAUACAUCAUGUCAGACUGUGUAGAUCAGCACUGUCUACACUGGCUGCCAGCAGGUCUCCAGGAUUUGAGACUGGGAUAUUCCUUGCCCUACCUGGAAAUGCCAGGGAUUGAAAUUGGGACCUUCUUCCUGAAAAACAGAUGCUCUACAACUUCAUUAUGAUCUUUCUCCAUACUGUAUAUGUUCUUUCUUGAGAGCUGGUGGAACGCAGCAUGACAUCACCUGGUGAGCAUAAUCUAGUGGGAUCACAAGUUUGCAGACCUUUGUAAAUCACAUUGCCUUUGACUUUGUAUGGCCACCUAUCCAUAAUCAUCCAGCGAGACCUAUGCCAGAAAACACUGCCCUAAAGUUCCCCGGCCAGUCUCCCACCCAUACACUGACCAGAUAGACCCAUUGAGCUUCAGCAAAAUUGUUGUGUUCUGUGUUUUCAGCCCAUGUCCUGAGAUGCAAGGAGUGAAAGCAGACAGAACAAGAGGUUACCUUUAACAUUGCACAGAGCAGCUCUCAGGAUAAAAACAAUCACAUCCACAGGAGCAAAGAGUGGACAGUUUGUGUGUCUUGUGUGUUGUUUUUGAAACCUAUUUAAUGUCUGGGGUUGGAUUGGGAACUUGCUUGCCUUCUAUAUUUAAUCUAAAGUACAAGGCAGAAAGCAAAGCUAUUUACCUGUGUCAACACUGGUAAGUAGCUGCUGCUCAGAACAUUUUGUAGCUGAUUGAAAAGGAAGCUUCUUUUAGGCUCUGCAUCUUAUAUCAACACAGGUCAAUGCCAGGACAAAUAAAUAUUGUGGCAUGGUGCAGAGUGGAAUGAGGAUGUUUGGUUCUUAAGAGUCUUCCUUGAAGAGAAAAAAGAAGCACAUUCCCUUUAAAACUUGGCUGUUUUGUGUGGUCUCUGUGGCUACUAUAUUGACCAAGCCAAUGUCCCAAACAGCUAAAAACGUCCUCUGGUGAAAAUCAGAAAUAACAUGGGCAGUUCUGGACUAUCAAAUUUCAGCUUAUGCCUCUGAAAGCAAAAUACUGUAAAUAACCCAACAUUAGGCACAAACACAAAGGCAGCAUUAUAAACUUUAGAUAAAUAUGUCACACAUUAAUAAUGACCAGUAUUUUUUUUUUUAUCCUGUUGGUGUUCAGCUGUGAAAUUGUUUUGUUUUCAUUUGUUCCAGUGCAGAACAAACAGCAUCUUUGCAACCACUUCUCCUGGAAUAUUUGUAGCUGGGUGUAUGUAACCCUUGAUUCAGAAGUUGGGCCACAUUCAUGAGUCUAGAGGUUUCUCUCUGACUUUCACUGUGUUCUGGCUUGAGUACUCAGCCAGGAGAGCCUGGGACUCCAGUCUGGAUGCCUGGGUAACUGUUCCCUCCCCAUCACUUUCACACCUACUGCAUAUAUCCAGGCACACACUGUUGGGAAGUGUUCUUAUCAACAAAGUAAUGUUGUGGCUUUUGGAGUCAGUGCAAUGUUAAGGUUUUGUGUAUGGAAGAUUAAUUAAGGCAGGAGCUGUCAACAACCAUUUUGGGGCAAGUUUGCAGAUUGGAUAAAUGGGCACACAUUUAAAGCACAUCCAAUGCACAUUUGAAGCAUACAAUUCCACCCCCCAAACCAAGAAACUUGGCCCUUCCCAGAUACAGCAAUUCCCAGCACCCUUAACAAACCAAAUUUCCCAGGAUUAUUGCAGGGAGAGUUAUGUGUUUUAAAUGUGCAUGAGAUGCACUUUUUAAAGUCAUUUGCACCACACACACACAUCACAACCUAGCACAUACCAUAACCUAGCCUAUUGGCUACAAUAAAAUGCUUCUUUUGAGUUUAAUUUCAAUGAAUGUAGGGGAAACUGCAGGCACCAGAGAAAGGUUCUGUGGGCACAUGUGAGCCUACAGGUGCCCUUGACUUUAAGCACCAGUUCAUACAAUUUUUUAAAUAUUAUUCAUUACCCACCCUUCACCAGCUGGCUCUGGGGCAGGUUACGACAAUUUUAAAAUUCAACAUUAAAAUUAGUUAGAACAAAUUACAGUCACAGGAAUUGCCCUCAGAAUGCCACAUCCUGAGAAGUCUUAGAAAGUGAGCAGAGCCCUAGGCACGUUAUUUCCUGAUCUGCAUACAUUCUGAGCCACUCACAAAACUGAUGCAGUGCAUGCAGGUAUACUAAGGAAAACCUGUCCUGUGUUGACUUCAAGCAAAGAAAAAGGUGGUAAUGGGCAUCUCUUUUUAUUAUGGCAUUGGAAGGAAGGGUGGGAAUCAGAAUUGAAACAUGAUGAAAGGGAGUUCUGUUUCUGCUUCUCUUAGGUGAUGUGGAGUGCUUUGGUGGAGACUGCUAUGCCUUAGCUUUUGGUGUUCCUGCUGCUCUCAUGGUCAUCGCUCUCAGUAAGUAGGUGGUGCUGUAACAGAGCAGCGGCAGUGCUAACAUCUUAUCUACCCCUUUGCAAUACUGUAUUGCUUGAAACAGAGCAACUGGAUGUACAGUCGCUCACAGCAGAGAAUCAGUGUCCACCCAGAGGCCCGGAGAAAUGCUGCCUUUUGCUUUGGAGAGAACAAUCUGUGCAAUGAAAAAGGCAGUGUUUCCUACCACCACCCACCACCCACCCCAGCUUCUAUUUGUCUAGCUGCUUUAAUGCCUUCUGGAAUAGAAGUCUUCCCAGCAAAGACUAGGAGAUGCCACUAGACAGCAGCUGAUGUUGCAGGAAUGGUCCCCCUUCACACACACCAAACAAAACCCAACAACAUGCCAGCAGAAUCCUAGAAGCCUCCUGUUUACCACAUGGUUCCUUUGUAUUCGUGUACUGUGCUUAUUGGAUAUCAUCUGACAUUACUGUUUAAAAAGUACAUCACAGAAGCAGUCAAGGGAAAACAUGCCAGCAAAUGCUGCAGUUCUUUUCUUUCACUUUUUUUUUUUUAAAGUCUACCCAAAAUGGAUUUGUUGCUGUUCCUGCUAUUUGUUGAUAUGGCUGCAGAUCCUUCAGUGAUAUGAGGUGGGCACAACUAAGUUUCAGAGCAUAUAUUGGAAUGGACCAAAGCUAAGAUUUUAGUUAGUUCCCUUCCCCCUCCAAAUUGGGUUAUUAAUAAUUAUGGCUCAAGGUACGCACGCACACAUGUGCGCGCGCACACACACACACACACACACACACACACACAGAAGCCCAGAUUAAAUGCCAAUUCAAAGCAUGCUUCUAUUUUACUUGUGUGUUUCUUUACAUGUAUACUGUGUGCAUGCCAACACAUGCCUGCGAUAGCAACAAAAUUAAAUGCCAGAACAAAUCAGAUGACUGGACCAUUUAGUCCAGUAUUUCAUUUGUUACAGUGACAAAUGAAAAAAAUAAUAAUCAGAUUUUGAGUAUUUUUUUAUGCAUGGUGGUUUUCAAAUCUGCUCUUGCUUGUGUUGGGUUAGGCAAAAUUUAAAAACUACUUUGUCCAGAAUGCUCAAUCGCACCACAGAUGCCUCCCUCCAUCCCACAUCGUUCUCUUCUCCAUGAGCAAUUAAGCACAACGUAGAUAGUGGGGACAUCCGACAAAGCUAAGUGUUGGAAGUUUCAGGGCAGACAAAAGAAAAUGCUUCUUCACACAGCACAUAGUCAAACUAUGGAAUUUGCUCCCGCUGGAUGUAUUAACGGCCACCAACUUGGAUGCAUUUGAAAGAGCAGCAGAUGAAUUCAUGGAGGAUAAAGCUGUCAAUGGCUACUUGCCAUAAUGGAUGCAUUCUCCCUCAUCUGUCAGAGGCAGCAUGCCUCUGAAUACCAAUUGCUGGGGAUCUUGCUGUUGUGCUCAGAUUAUUCUCAAUGGCUUUUGCUGGGCUUCCAAUUUAGCCACUCCCAAAACAGGAUGCUGGAAUAGAUGGGACUUUGGCCUGGCUCUGCAGGGCUUUUUGUAACUUCUUGUGUUGAAUUAUGGAGUGGAUGUGCAGGUGUAUGCGCCAGCACCUCCUCCACACUUUAUCCCCCCCCCCCGCAUUAUUUGAACACCUAAAUAAAGUUUAUAGCAAUCAAUGUUUGGGGACACUUAGAUUUUUUUAAAAAAUGCAUUCUUUGUCUCAAUGGACACACUCUUCGUAAGAUUUCUAAAGCAGUGGAAAGUGCUUCUGCUUGGUCAAGGUGAGGCACCUGAGUUUUGACUGUGCAUCCUGCCUACUGAAUCCCUCUUUGCCACUUUCCGUUCUAUUCUGAAAGGUCCCUGUACCCCCAGGACCAACUAUGAAAGUUUCUUCAUGCAGAUGCCUAGCUACAUUGGAUGUGCAGUAACUCCUUUUACAUUCAAACCACACUUCUUUUAUAGUUGUGUUUAUUGCUGGAAAUGGAAUGUACAAAAAGACUCCACCAGAAGGAAAUAUCUUACUCGAAAUUUGCAAGUGUAUUGGGGUAAGUGUGUUUCUUAGAUAUCCUUUUCAUGCAUGACUCUGAGAUUGUAAAAUCAUAUUUUUCACAUGUCUGACCCUGAUGUUAAUUGAUUAGCCAUAUGAGUUUUACAGUGCAAUCCUAUAUAGAUUUGCUUAGAAAUAAAUUCCACUGCAGUGGAAUCAUGCCCACUGCUGCUGCUUCUGGCCUCUAUGUUGCACACAAACAGGCCCUGGGCAGAAUACCUGAUCAACACAAUGAAGCAGAGGAGGGGCGGGCAGCCAACAUUAUCCUGCUCCCUGCUGGAUAUACUGAUUAUCUCCACUCUUUCAGUCAUCUGCGUAGGGCUUUUAUGUCAAUGAUUCCAAGAGCCAGCUUCAGAUUGGAGAAGGGACUUUAGCCAAGUAGCCAUUCAGACUCAAAGGUAAUACAUGGGAAUAUUUUGUCCAACUUCUCUCAAAGCAUAACUGCAUGUUGGAUCUAAACCAGAGGGCUUGGGGCCAAAAACGUUCAUUGGCUCCGCUGCUCAACAUCCAGAAUGGCUCCCUACCAUCCAUCAUCCUGAUUAGUACUACUUUACUCCAGCACUGAGGUCACUGUGACAAUUUGCACAACAAGGCAUUUGAGGCUUAAAAAAAAAAAGAUUAGGAAAAAUAUAACUCAGGGGUGUGAUGCAAUGGACAUGUGAAGAAUUGUGAAUGGUAUGAAUGGUUAUAUUACAUCACUUUCUCAUUCUCCCCUUCCUAGCAUAUUAGAAUUCAGGGUUAAUGAGUGAAAUUGAUUGGCACUGUAUUAACUGCAGUCAAAAUAAGUUGUUUCCCAUACAAUCAUUAGUACAUAAUUAUCAUAUGAAAUUCAUCACCAGAAGGUGUGGUGAGGGCCACUAGCUUAAGGUGGUUUCUUAAAAUGGAUUAAAUAGCUUGCUAGGGAAUGGGUUGCUCAGUGGCUAUCAGCCAUUACAGAUAAAUGGAAAUUCUCUGUCCAAAGGAAGUGCAAUUGAUGAUGAGGUGCUGGGUAUGGCUGCCUCAAUAAUCAUCACACCCUCCUCAUUAACAUAGGGUUGCCACUGCAGUGAGUAGGGCUCUCUGGGGAUCUACUGUUGAUCCUCUGGGCCUCCUGACACUUCUGUACCUUAUCGCUGCUGUCAUUGUUCAUCUGCCUCCUCUGGACAUGCAAGGAGUGAGGAGAGGGAGGAGGAAAAAACAGCAUCCUUCACUUGCCUUGAAUUCUCCAUCUGGGUCUUGAAGGAGAGGGAAAAUAAUGGCCAAUGACAACAGCAGCAAGGAGGAGGUGGACUCUCUCAGGGAUGGGGCCCACUUGGAGUUGGCAUUGGGCCACUGACAAAAUGUUGGGGUGAAUGAAACUUGGUCCUACUUUUCAAGGACAGGAAACUUUUCUCUAUCAUCUAGAUUUUCCAGAUCAACAUUUCCAAAAUACCGUAUUUUUCGCUCCAUUGGACGCACCGGACCAUAGGACGCACCGGAUCAUAGGAGGGGGAGAACAGGGAAAAAGAUUUUUUUUCUUGUUCUCCCCCUCCAAAACAAGGUGCGUUCAAGGUACAUUCACCAGAGCUUGUGGGGCUGGCGGUGGGGGGAAGCGCUGCUUUCCCCCACCGCCAGCCUCAAAGAUCCCUGAAGCCUUUGGAGCGCAGCGCCCCGCUGCCCUGCAGAGGUUUGCGCGCAGCCGUCCCCAAGCUAGAGCAGCGAGACGGAGCCCUCCGUCUCGCUGUUCUGGCUUGGGAACAGCCUUGCUAGCUUCUGCAGGACAGCGGGGUGAAGGCACCCCGCUGCCCUGCAGAGGCUGUGCGUGCAGCCGUCUGCUCUAGCUUGGGAGGGCUGCGCGCAAACCUCUGCAGGGCAGCGGGGUGCCUUCACCCCGCUGUCCUGCAGAAGCUAGCAGGCUGUUCCCAAGCCAGAACAGCGAGACGGAGCGCUCCGCAGUGCUCCGUCUUCCUGUUCUGGCUUUGGGCUUAGCGGCGCAGCCUGCAUUCGCUCUAUAGGACGCACACACAUUUCCCCUUAGUUUUUGGAGGGGGAAAUGUGCGUCCUAUAGAACGAAAAAUACGGUAAAUAAAAGGCAGAACCUAUAAAUUAGGGCUCUUUGUAGAUGACCUAAUGGUCACAACACCAGACCCCAUAAGCAUAGCAACCUCCCUAAUCAGAGAACUCAAUACAUUUGCAAUGGUGUCGGGCCUACAGGUAAAUUUUACAAAGUCAGAAGCUAUGUGCUUCAACACCCCUCCUCACACCCAAAAAGAACUCACGAAGGUCACCAAAAUAAAACUUUGCCACACCAAGUUCAGAUACCUAGGGGUACAAAUAACCAGAAACCUCAAUAAAUUGUACCUCCACAACUACAAGCCGCUGUGGCGACAAAUUAACAAAGACCUAAAGAGAUGGAAUAACAUGAACUUCACUCUCUCAGACAAAAUAGCCAUUAUCAAAAUGAUCAUACUCCCAAAACUAACCUACCUAUUCCAAACCCUCCCAAUCUGGAUCCCCUCAACCCAACACCGCAGUUGGCAGAGAAAACUACACUCUUUCAUCUUCUCACAUAAAAAACCAAGAAUAAGCCCCAAAUACCUGCACCUCCCCACCUCAGAAGGAGGAUGGGGAAUCCCCAACACAGAAGCAUAUUACAUUGCCAACCAAAUACGCCAUAUAAUCCCAUAUAUACUCGAAGAUGAGACAAAACAAUGGGUACACCUAGAGAGGGACACAAUUGAAAAUACCUGCACCACAACAUACCCACUCCUCCCAAACAAACUAAAGAAAAUUCCCACAACACUCAACAGGUAGACACAGACCAUGCUCAAAGCAUGGAAAACACAAAUAGGCAAACUAUCCCCAACCCCAUCCCCACUAAUCCCCCUGGCGUACCACCCAUUAUUCCACCAUGCAGCACAAAACCUCCAGAUAAAACCUGGCGAACCAAAGGCUUAUAUUGCCUAAUAGACUUUUAUAAAAAUAACAAACCUUUGUCAACACAAGAAAUACAAGACAAACUAGAAGACACCCAAAUGCCCUGGUUAACACAACACCAACUACAUGCCCUCUUAAACAACCCAACAGUAAAAUUAGCAGCAACUAGGCCCCUGACAACCUUCGAAAACCUCCUCCUAACAACAAAGGGAAACGGUAAAGGGACGGUAUCCGCAAUAUACAAAAUACUACUCCAAAAUCCCACAAACCCCUAGACGCAAUCAAAAAACAAUAGGAGAAUGACAUAGGCUAUGAGAUUAACCCCACUCAAUGCACCAGAAUGUGGUCUAAACCCCCCUUUAAAUCCAUAUCAACGAAAAGAAAAGAACUCACACUGAAUCUCACCUACAGGUGGUACCUAACACCAAGGAAACUAGCGCUAAUACGCCCAGGAACCUCACCAAAAUGCUGGAGAGGGUGCACCUUCACAGGCACAUACCUCCACAUGUGGUGGGAGUAUCCCAAAAUCCAACUAUUCUGGACAACAGCCAUACGAGAAAUAUGUAAAAUACCUAAGCAAGUAUUAGAUAUCACCCCAGAAUUGGCCCUACUAAACAUCUUCCAAGACAACAAUGCCCAUUUACACCACAAAGAACUCAUAACCCACCUACUUUCAGCAGCCAGAAACACCAUAACCAGACACUGGAGAGACCUGUCAGGAGUAAGCAUGGACCAAUGGUACCAAAUAGUAUGGGAAACAGCCCUACUAGAAAAAUUAACUAAUAAACUGAAACUGACACGGGGACAAACAGAAGAAGACGCCUUCACCCCGGUAUGGCUCCCCUUUAUCACAUACACAGCCCAACAAGACAAUGACAAUAAUCCACCAACAGCAUACAAAUCAAUAUGGCUAACCUGAUCCAAAACACCCACCCACCUCACUCACACACGAAAACAAAGAUCACCACAGCCAAUCACACCCUAGGCCAACCCCAACCUCUCUCACCACCAAAGGAACACAAGUAACGCUGACACCAAACUCUACAUACAUUAAGCAUAAUAGAAACAUCGCCACCCGACCCCACCCCCAUCCAUCUUCCCUCCCCCCACUCCCCCUUUCUUUUUCCUUUCUUUCUUUUUUUUUCUUCUCCCCCUAAUGCCUCAACAAAUGAAAUGGAUUUGUAAAAAUGUUACAUGGAAAAAAAAUAUGAGGCAUUACACUUACUUCUGUAAAACAAGAAAAUCCUUAAUAAAAUAUUAGAAAAGCAAAAAAAUAAUAAUAAAAAAAUCCAAAAUAAAGGACACUGCAGAUAUGCGGUCAACUACAGAUAUGGAGCUUACCAGCAGCUUUUUUCUUGUGAAAAGAAAAAGACCAAGAAUUGCAGGAACAAUAUCAAGCAUGCCACGCAUGCCAUGAUUUGCUUUGCUGGACAAAGGGGUUUAGAACCCAAGGCCUUAUUCAUACAACAAAUGCCAUUACCCAGAAAAUAAUAUCCUUUGUGUCUUGUGGAAGUCAUCCAAUGAAUCAACGAAAAGGAUGAAACCUUAUUUAAGACAGGGAUGAGGAACUCGUGGCCUUCCAGAUGUUGCUAGACUGCAAUUCCCAUCGUCCCUGACCACAGAAUAUGCUUGCUGGGGUUGAUGGGAGUUAGUGUCCAAUGGUAUCUGAAGGGCCACAGGUUCUCCACUCAUGAUAUAUGGCAUGAGAGUAGGGUCAAUAAAACAAUAGAAGAUUGUGUAAGAAAUGAUGUAAUUAAUUGUAAUGGGCUUUAUGCAGUGGACUAAGUCAAACAAAUGUAGGAGAAACUCCAUAACCUACACAUCUCUCAAUUGCUUUUAUUCCCCUCUAGUUUGCUGUUACAAACCGGAUCAAAAAUCGAUCCCGGCACAUUCCUAAAAGGGAUCACUGGCUGGACUGGGCCUCAGAAAAAUACUCAGUAAGUCAAUAUUUGGAUCUGAAGUAUUUUAAUAUAUAUUCCUCCAGUAAGAUGUGAGCUAUCAGAGUAUAACAGCUAGAAUGUAGAAAUGGAUCAACUCUCCUCAUCGUCAUUCAAAAUCACUGCAAGUGUCUCCUGAAGACCACUGUAAGUGUCUUCAGAGAAUGUACAAAAAAUACAUUUCCCCCCCCUAAAUUGACUUCAGUUUUUUUGUGCAUGUGUGCUUCCUUUAUGAAAUGAAUACACAUCUUUGCAACACUGCCCGGGAAUCGUAGGGUGAAUACAGGGAAACUGAAGCUCCCAACAUCAGCCAUAGUGGAAAUUUGUUUGUAAACUGUCCCUCUCCCAAAACAAAGCACCCAAGAACAGAGGAGUUUAGAUCUGAACUAACCCAAGUUUGCCACCAUGAGCACACUGUUCAGGAAGGUGCAUCCAAUUCCAGCUCUGUGGUUAGUGUGCCUCUAUUAUAGGCAUGUGUUUGUCACAAUCACACCUUACGAUUUUAGUGUAUACCUGAAAAAGUAGUGUGUUCCCUGAUACUGAGAUACAUUGAUUUGGUGCAGUGCGUGUCUGCCUACCCGUUUUCUUUGUUCCUCCCUUGUGCUUGCUAUAUUAGCUCACAUUGUUUACAGUACAUUUGCUCAAAUAUCCAUAACCAGAUCUGCCAUGUGUGAUUAUUCUGCAGUAACUGGGUCACCCCAAAUAUGCAUAGGCAUAGCUCUCUUUGCAUCAGCCUCCAAAGUCAUUGCAUCUAAAAUGUUCCACAACGGAGCUGAACAGAUUGAGAAGUACCUGAACACAUCAACUGCAGAACUGGUGUACUUAAAGCAUAAAAGUUGAUAUUAGGGAAAACACACAUAUUUUCCUACACAGAGUUCACCUCCAUGCAGCAAAAUUAUAAUGUCUGAGACUGUUGCUUGUAGACCUUUCUUUCCGACUAACCAUUAUUGCCUUUUGCUUUGUGUUUCCCUUCACAGAACCAACUGAUAACUGAAGUUAAAAUGGUGACACGGGUCCUGUUUCUCUUCAUACCACUGCCAAUGUUCUGGGCUCUCUUUGAUCAACAGGUAAUGUGCAGUACUAUCUAGUGUGGCUUCACUGUACCCCUCAGCCCCAGUAUCAAGAUAAUGCAGCUGCAGGACUUUUUUUCAGAACAGGAGCAAUGACAUCAUUGGGUAAAGCACCAGGGUAAUUGGCAGACACACUUUGUUCUGGCAAGUGAUUGAGCUAGCAAUAAGGCUUUCAGGUCCUUUCCUUUAAUGGGGUUUCUGCAUUACAGCAGGUUAGGUUAGCAAUUUAAAUGGCAGUAGUACAUCUUUGCAAGCUUGUUUUCAUUUCUAAUAAAAAGCUUAAGGCUACAUUUCAGCUGGGCUGGAGAUCUUUUCUUAAAUUUCAGUGUGCUUUGCAAGUUUAAACCUAUGCAGCCAGAAGUAAACACCACUGUGAUCAAUGGAACUUACUCUCAAAUGACUAGGUAUAGGGAUACAGACAGGGUACAAAAAAACCUUAGACUUUAUGGUGCCACAGGACUCCUUGAUUAGCUCCUGCCCUUCAGAAUUUACCACUACACCACUGUGUAUGAAAGUAAAAGGUGACCUUCACCGGUGACUUUCACAGUCUUAUGUUCGGUUCUCUAGUUUUCUGAACUGUUUUUUUUAAAAAGCUGUCAUGAAAAUUCAUCAGCAAAUUGCUCCAAACAUGCACAAUUUUGUAUGCAGUUUUACCUCCUAACACAUAUCAUUGCAAUGCAAUUUCCCGUAAUCUAAUGCAUUUUUAACUUCGCCAAACCUUUAUUAGGCAUUACAAGUAUAGGCCAUGAUAAAACAUCCAUAUAUAAAAUUUUAAAAUAUAUACAAAUAAACAGCCACGUAGAAUAUGUAAUAAUGAGGAUUUUCAUUGGAAUUGCUUCUCACUAAAUAGUGCCAAUAGUAUCUAAGAGAUACUAUUGACAAAAACUCAGCCACCCUUGCAGUUACUUCCAGGUUAAUGUCAGACAGAUAGAAACUAAUAUUUUCACUGUGCCGUGAUGUUAGACUACCCAAAAAAGGGGAUAGCACAUGUUUGUGUAGCUGGUUGUACAAUGGACAGUAGAAAAGUUUCCUGUAAUGCACACAUUCCAGCAAUUAAACAGAACAAGAAACCCUCUGAUAUUAUUAGAGACCAAAUUAAAUUCAGCUUGUAUUUAAAGGUGAACCUACCUAACUUGCACUUUUCACAACACUAUGCAAACCAAAACACAACCACUGUUGGAAAUUUUCACUUCUCCAAAUUUUGCAAUGCAGUUCUACAGCAAAGUAAAAUAUUUAAAAAUGCAUAUGCUAGGGUAAAAUAUGCAAUAAAAUGCCUGUAGUGAGAACAAUGUACAAAAAUGCAUUGGUCCCUCAGCUUUUGUCAAGAGCAGAUAAUCAAACAUCCCCAGAAAUGAUAGACAUUGUGGAUGUUCUUUGAAUGUGCCAGACACUGUAGAACAUAUCAUUCUGUUUAAAUUUUCAAUGGCAAUCCCUACACAUGUGGAUAUUUAAGUCCAAUGAUGUAGUGAGCAUAUAUUUGCCCCACCUCCAUUCCUCUUAAGAGAUCCUGGGGCACAUAUACACUACAAGCCUAUAUCAAAUUUAUUUAUACCAAUUGUCACAAUCAAGAUAGAUGAUGAGAUCCUACACACACUUACAUGAGAAUAAGUUCCAUUGAACUCAAUGGGACUUGCUUCUCAAUAGACAUGUGGUGGAUUGCACAGAUAAGCCCUUGAAGAUGAAUCCAUCCCUAACUACCGUACUUAUUUUCAUUUUCAUUGAGAAACAUUGUUUCUGGGUUUCUUACAGCAUUUGACUAACAGAAAAGGUAUGAAUAAGAUACUUCCUUGUGUGGGAAAUAUACAUGUCAAGAACUGGGUAUUGCUUAGAAAAUAUUACAUUUGAUUCCAUUUUUAAGAACAGCCUUCCUACCUUGGUUGUAUGCAUAAUUCUACCUGUUGCUUUAGCCUUUUCUUGGUUUGCUAAAUGUGAUUCUGUGGAUUUUCUCCCUAUUCAAAGGGUAGGCAUUUAGGAAAAGAAUUGGCAAGGUUCUGUUUCUGAUAACAGAUAAGGAGAAAAUGCACAUGCUUUCAUUUAACUGCAAUUAUUAUAUAUGUUAAGAAUGUAUGAUGAAUGCAUUUUCAUGUUCUGAACCUUAACAAUAUUUCAUGGCGCUUUUUGGUAAUUUGCUAUUGCUUUUCUUUCCAAUGUUGGCCAUGCAUGCAGUACUCCAUGGUAUUCAUUUUGAUCUGUUUUCUUCAUAGGGUUCUAGGUGGACACUGCAAGCCACUAAAAUGAAUGCUGACUUUGUAAGUAGAUAGGGUUCAUUCACGAUAAUUAUAUUUCUUCAUUAAACAAAUUCAAGUCAGUAGUUUAAAUUAUGGGCUGGCAGUGUAAUAAAGGGUCACACUUCUAUUGAUUUCAAAAUAAGUGCAUCUCUAACGAAACAAUAAUUAUAGACUUAAUGACUAGUGGGGGGCAGGAUGGGAGAACAAUUUAAUAUGGAAUAGAAGAGAUAUGGAGAGUAUCCUCCAGCAAUUAAUAUAUUUUGGCUCAGUGAAAUUCUGAGAGUCCCUAAGGGAAUUCCCAUUUGCUCUUUAGCCUACUGUGUCAUAUUAUUUAUUUAACAAAAAUUGUGUACUGCUUGAUAAUAAAAAGACCCUCUAAGUGAUUUACAGAUAUAUAAAAUAAAACAUCAAACUUUUCAGUAAAACCAGGUAUUUAAAAGCUUUCAAAAUAUUAUUAAACAGUAGCUAAAAAUAGAUAAAACACAUUACGAUCAUCUUCGUGGUCUUCCACUUACUUUAUCAUAGUAUUGUCAUGAUUUUCAGCCUACUUUGUAUUAUUACCAUCAGCAACAACAGUAAUGUUCAGUCAAGGUAGGCAAAGCCAGCUCAAAAGUGUUUUCAUGCAGUGGGUGGACAAAAUAGGAUCUUGGACUUCUGGCUGAAACUCUCUUUGACUAAGGUUAUUAUAUGAAGAUGAUGUCUCAGCAGAGAGUGAAAGGUGGCUGAAUUAUGGAAGCGCCCUUGCCCGAUUUUGCAGUCUUUGACUUCUGCAAGUCUAAGAGGAUGGAGGUCCUGCAAGGGUCUCAUCAUCUGAGUCCAAGAAUGGUGGCAGGGCUGUGUCAUUGCACUGGGAGGGCCCCAAAUAAGAUACUGACAGUUAUCUCCAUGAGGAAGUGGUCUGAAUCUUGUCACCAUUGGUGUCCACUGCUGUGCACUACAAGGUCUCAGAGGUCAGGAAUCAUGACACAUGACCAGGCGACUGAGCAGGGCAGGGCUGAGAACAUAGUUCCAGUAGAGCCUGACUGAGGAAUCAGACAAAUGCUCAUGAUACAUUAUGAAAUUCAUAAAUAGAUACAGUCCUGUUGUUAAACAAACAGUGUGUCCCUGUGGCUAGUCCCACGUCUGUUUAGAGAUGUUGUCUAAAUACAGUUUGGUCUGAAAUGCAAUGAAGCUUUCUGCUAUAGGAUCUCUGUUAUGUUCAGCAGAUGGCUUGCUUCUAAAGCAUUGUUCCUUUCAUCCUCCCGCAUGUGUUAGCUGUCUGCUUCACUGAUGUCAGUUCUGCCACAGUUCCCUUAUUUUGUUUGCUAACCAGUUUCAAUCCUUUAAUUUCAGGGAGGGUUUGUCCUUCAACCUGACCAGAUGCAGGUAAGGCAAUGGUUGUCAGCUAGGGCACGUUGCUACUGUGUCGGAACUCGUAUUGAUGGCACUGGCAUAGCACCAGCGAUUCGUUGUUUAACCACUUCAUCUAUAUAAUUACAGACUGUAUCCUGGCAUUCCAUCAGCACCAGUUGUGAAUUACUCCCUAUGGUGUAUUUAGGACUGUAGCCUAAGUUACCAUAAAUGGCUAAUAUAAUGCAUCAUUUGGUUUUUCAGUUCUUAAAUCCUCUCUUGAUCCUUGUCUUCAUCCCAGUUUUUGACUUCGGGCUGUACCCCUUGGUGAACCUGUGCAAAUUUAAUUUCACGUAAGUACCUGAACUUUUCCCCCUUUUAUGUAGAAAAUGCAGUACAGAUUCAUGGAUGCACAUACUCUUGUAGGUUGAAAAUGUCUAAGAUCAAGUAUGGAUAGUUUUAUGAUGGAGAGGUAACAGAAGGGAGAAUCUCCUUCAAUCUCUAUAGCCUGUGAGUUCUAGGAAAAUGUGGCCUACUAGUUAAAAAAAGAUGGACUUUUCUGCAGCUUUUAGAUAUCCCCUCAAAGCAGAGGGACUGCAUGCAAGCACCAGCAUCUUCUAGUUUUAGUGGUUUGUGGUGGGAGGCACCAGUAUUUUUACAACCUUCCAAUCUUUUUCUGUCAAAGUAGAGCAUCUUUACCUAUUAAAACACUCUCCUAACUUGUGCUUCACUUCAUUUAGGCCCAAGGGAUAUUCACACAAGCACAGAUAUCACAUUUUGAAAAUGUUGGUCAUGAUAGGUGCUCUGGGAGAUGUGCAAUUUAUUUCUUACAUGCCUUCAGCACUUGUAGUUCAAUAACCCAAGGCAAUUUUUCUGUCUGCUGUCCUAGAAGGGAGUUGGAGAUAGAUCAUCAGUGGUGCUUUCCUCCACUUCACACAUUAACUAAAUGCCAAACAACGUUCCUUCCUAGAAGAGCUAAGGGGAAGAUAAUAUGAAACUUGCUAGCACAGAGCAUUUUUUAAAUAGCUUAUCAAUUUGAAUGGGCCUCGGUUAUAGCCUCAUAAUAAUAUAAUAUGGAGGUUUUAUGUUAAAAGAACAGCCUCUGUCUGUUCAUAUGGCUUAAUGUGCAAUGAUCUCGGACUCAGAGGAAUCGCAUGAUUCAUCUUAAAUUACACAUUUUUUGUAAUUAAGUUGUGUUUAUUUACUAUCAGACCCAUUAAAAAGAUGGCAACUGGCAUGAUCCUUGCGGGCCUGGCAUUUGCAGUUGCAGCUGUUGUAGAACUCAGGAUAGAGGUAAGCGCUGAGCAGCUGUAUGAAGCAAAGAGGUAAAGAUACAUGCUUCCUACCUAUAUGUACCAAUGCACUACCCAUCCUCCCUGGUAUUGGCUCCUGAAUACACAAUUUUAAAAUACUCUAAGGUUUCAGGUCCUUAUUUUGGAACAGAGAUUGAGUGUCAUGAAUCUGUAGAUCAGAAAGUGAUCUGGAUCUGAUCUGGAUCAUUAAUAACCAGAAUUCAGGGAAUCAUUGUGAUUAUAUUGUGGCAUACUCUUUUAAUUAGGAAAGGCUAUGUUGAAGCCAAUUCCAAAAGAAUAUUGCCUUCAUACCACAUAUUUGACAGACAUAAUCCUAGCAAUAGCACGCUGGAACUCAUAACAAGUGCAUGUUGCCUGAGACUCAGUGCCCAGGUCCAGUUCUUGUCCUUUGUGGUGCAACUGCUGGUUCUUCAUGCUUGGGUCCCAUGCUAAUCUGCUAAUACCUGGAACAGGAAGACCACGUGAGAUGGGCAGAUGUUUCUGGUUCAUCUCAGAUGAGUAGGACGUCUUCCUGGACACACACACUUCCUGUUCCAAACAUGAAUGGUGCAAUGUGACACAUGGCCACAAAGAUGUGAUGAUCACAUCACAAAAGGUAACAUCAGCCCUAAAGUUAGAAAGAAACCCACCUGUAUGUAUAUUCUUGUAUAUAUUAUCAAGUAGAGGAAAAGUCUGUGCAUGUGUGGAACACACCUCUUUUACAGCAACGUUUUCAAAAGUCUUUUAUGCCUCUUUUAUAAUAACUACCAACCAUCGAUAUAUCUAUAACUAAGAGCUAUGUUCUGUUGCUAUUGUACAGCUUCAGUAAAGGAGGGAAAGGGGUUUUGACUAACUGAGUGCUUAAUAUUACAGUUACCUACUGUAGUAUUAUAGCUAUGCACUUUAUUUCCAUUAGGAAAAUGCUGUGCCAAAGCCAGUUUCAAAAGAAAGCUACAUUCAGGUCCUGAAUUUGGCAGACAGUGAUAUUGAUGUGGCAAUCCAGGAUUAUGACCUAUUUCAACAGCCGAUCAAACCAUUUCAGGUGAGGUUAAUGGUUAUUUCCUUGGCAAGAUCAUUCCUUUUCAAAGUUAAUACUCAACUUUCCAAGUUACCACAGACAGAUACCACAGAAAGAUACUGUGAACUGCCCUGAGAUCUAUGGAUGAAGGGCAGUAUACAAUAUUGUUGUUGUUUUGUUGUUGUUGUUAUCACACACCAUGAUAAUUAUUGGUUCUGUGUUUUACAUUCCAUAUGUAUUUAUUAUUGUAUGGAUCCUUUCUCAGUCAUUAUGAUAAUGGCUUCUGUAUGACAAAGAAAGCUUCCAUUUCCUCAUAUAUUCAGAAGAACAAGAAGAUUUGACCUUCCUUCCCCUGUGUCUGUCCUACCAUAUGGAGCGGUGACACGUUUCUACAGGGCACUGUGCCUUUGACAGCAAUCCCCAUCCUCCCCAGCGUAUUUCAACAAAAAAGGCACAGAUGGCUGACUAUAUUUACUUAUAAUUAGGGGAAAAAGGUUAAAUCUUCUGGGAUGAAUAUAUUCCCCAAAAAGCCUCUUUAUAUGAUCUGUGUUUCCCAUAGGUCACAGUUUAGAUCUGAAAGGAACAUGCUAGAACAGGAAAAAUUAAAAGAAGUGCACAGGAAGAAUAUAAAGAAUGGGGUGGUUAACCAAAAGCACUGAAAGUGUGGUUCUCUCCCCUUUUUCAUAAUUCUAGGGUUAUCAGAAGUAAGUUCAAGCAUGCAGUGUAUCCAGCUGGCAGGCUUUCUGCAUGAUUUGCCACCGAAACUCAGUUAAGGAGGGAGUGUUAUCAUUUGCGCUCCUCUUCCUUUGAUUUGUUCAUGCAGAAGCUUGGAAUUCAUUGAAGAAGUCUGGGCUGGAGCUUGGUCAUGUCCACCUUUUAUAUUUUUUGGCUUCCCUUUUGAAGUUGAACUUCCUGCCCACCUCAUUCAUCUAGAUGUGAGAGCUAGUGGAGCGGAGCGGCUUGAAACUUAGGUUUCUUCUACACUAACAGUUCAGUCUGAAAUUGCCAUCCUUAGUUAACUCACCUUUUCAGAGAAAACAGAUGACAUCAUUGGCAGAGUAUUGUAUUCCAUUUUCUGUAUUGUCCUCCCAUUUUUGUUAAACCUGAAUUGUUGUGAUGUGAUGUGUGUGUGCUGUAAAUUGCAGGGGUAAUCUGUCCAGCAUGAACAAAUUGCUCUUGUUCCCAUGGGGUGGUUUUAGUUCCCAAUUUUUCCUUCUUUUUUUUUUUUUUUUGCAUAGUGAAAUUACAUUAUUUUGCUAUAUAAAAAUGAGAAAGAGAUCAUUAGUAACUAACAUCCCUGUUCCACUGCUGGAGCAGGAACUGACAACAAGGAAGAAGUUAAAGAACCCAUUCAAGGGGCAAUCAAGGGGCAAUUCAUCACUAUUCUUCCAGCAGAAAUUAGGGGAAAGCCACAAAAGGGCAAAAACUUAAAUUAAAAGCACAGGAUCACUUAAAAGAUUCAACAGCCUAUUUACUAAUCUCCCACUGUAUAGUAAAACAGGCACAACCUGCAGAUAGGUUCGUACCUGCAGUAUGGGGACAAUGGGUUGUAUCCAAGGCAGCACCAAGGGUUCAGUCCCCCAACCCUUUCGAGCUGGUUUUGAGGGUGCUGGGGGGCUGCAGGGGAGAGGGGAGCCAGGUUCUGUUCUGCUAGCCAUAUCCAUUGCUCUAGCAGAAUGGUAGUGUUGGCUACUGCCCAAUAAUAUUGGCCUAUUCAAUGGGAAUGUUGGGUCAUUGACAAAAUGCUUUGUACAGUCUAGUAUUACAUAAGUGCUAAUAAUAGUUCUUUCAGGCUACCUACUCCAUGAACCAUCUUAUGAGUCUUUUUCUGACAAAUUGCAUAAAAUCUUUGGGAUGUGCACAUGUGCACAGCUGCGAAGGUGCAAGUUCACAGUUUAUUAAGAAAUGAUGGAUAAAAAUAAACUGAAAUAAUUUUUUUUCAUGCACAGUGAAUAUAUUGUUUUCUUUCUUUCAUUUUGCUCAGGAUCCUGCUGAGUACACCAAAUUGAUUCUGGGAGAUGGCCAACAAAACCUUCAUUUGAAGAUACAGUAUCAAGGAUCAUCUUUCAUGUUUAAUUCUACCGCCCACGAAAAGUCAGUGUACAGCUUAAUUGUCUACAAGGUGGAAAGAAGCCUAACAAGCCAUUUAGUAAGUGAGGAAAUCGAGUAGGGCAAUGUCAGAUACUUGAGAAAAUCCAACAACCUACAUAAUCCUGUAAGGAAGAUUCCAGUUUGCAGCCAACAAGCAGAGAACAUUAAUGUGCUGGACCUGAUAUCAUCCCAUUUUCUAAUUUUUGCAUUUUAAGUUUUGUACCUCCAGACUAGAGAUGCAUGCAAAUGGCCUCUCAAAAUUCUUCCCUGUAUCCGUGGGGAAAUAGCUUGAGAAACCAUUUCACCAAAUUUCUCCAGGGUGCAAAGUUCUCCAAAAAAUUAUUGGGACUGGUGAUCUGCUUUAAAGGUAGCACUAGCACAGCUUCUAGCUUCCCCCCACCCCACCCCAAGAGGAUUUCUUUUAACCUAGCUACCAUUUUCAUUGUCUCAAACAAUGCCCUGGUCCAUGUGUCAUUCUGAAGCAUUGGUGGGGUGGGCCAUAAAAAUGGUGAAUAAUAUUUGGAGAAAAAUCUGUCAAAGUGGCUUUCCCCCCUAGGUGGUUAGUGAUAAGGAAUAUCUUUUGAAAAUAAAUUGGCUUAGUUCUACUCCCAUACUUAGGGCUAUCUUCCAAAAAGUUUAUCCAUGUUCCUUGGAAUCCAAAGCUAUGAUUUGAUUUUGGUAGGCAUGGUAGCAGAUUGCCUCACAGAUUCUAAAUAGGAAGCAAUUCUCAUCCUAGAAUGAAAAGUAUAACAUCUAUUGAGCGGAUAUCACAAUGCAAUUAGUAAGAGAUAACUAGUUCAUUAUCUCAUCUACUUAUUCAUGAGGGACUUACGAUUAAUUUUGAUGUCUUAACAAGUGGUACUGCCUCUGCUAUCACUUCUGCUAGGUGGUUUAUAGCUUUUGAGCUGCUAGACCCAAUUUAAGCUGCCAAACACUGCAAUGGGAGAUCAGAAUAAGACCUACUGGAUGGCAAAGCCCUACAAAAAGAGUAGAGGACAAGAAGAAACUUUUUUCCAAAAGUCUUUCACAUAAAAUAAAGUUUGCAAUGAGGCUGUAGAAUGGCAGAUUAGAUAAAUCAAUUAGGUGAUGAGAUAUGUUUAAUCACUGCUCUAACACGACACCAUAGUAAUUUGGAAUAGAAGCCACCAAAAUGACCGUACCAAAAACCAUCAGAAUCAUUAGAGUUACAUUGGCCAUUUGGAAGUACUAAAGCACUUACAAUAAAUCACUUUUACAUUUUUUAUUUAAAAAAGAUAAGUUUUUGAUUUGACAAUGAACCCUGCAUUUGUGAUUUAAAUCUCUCCUUGUUUUCACGACAGACACAAAUUCUCUAGACUCUAGGCUCUUUGCAAAUGAACAGAACAGCCAUUAAGCUGACAGAAUAGGCCACAUGAUUAAGCAAACUUCUCUCUUUCUGCAGAAAUCUACAUAGAAGCAGCAAAACCAGAGCCAAAGACUUAAUGAUGAGGCAGCUUUUGCUGUUCUCUGCUUCUUGCACAAUGUAAUUUGCAUGAUGAUAGGCUAAUGUUUUCUAUAAAGAGAUGAUGGGCAAGGGAAUCAGGCCAAAAUAAAGGGAUUGAACUAUAUGAUUUUGAUGUUUGACCUAAACAUUCUAUAAUAGUAAUACUCUUUAAAGAUGUAAGUACCAUACUGUGGGCGAGUUUCAAUGAAUGAAACCUAUUAGCAGGAUCCCUGCACAAACACUUCCACUUUGCAAUGGGGCUCCCUGCUCCCAGCUAUUCCCUCCGUGUUGCCCCCAAAAUUGGCUCAGAGGUGGGGGGUUGUGCUGUGGGGGGAGAGAGGAUCAUUCUGCCUGGCAAGCUGAAAUGUUUGCCCUUUCAGAACUAUCACCUUAACACGAUGUUGAAAUCCUCCCCGUGGAAAACUUGCCCUUGAUUAUUAGCAGCACAAAAGUAAAUCCCCACGACGGAGUGAGCUCCCGUUGCUCGGUCCCUGCUCCUGCCAACCUAGCAGCUCGAAAGUAUGUCAAAGUGCAAGUAGAUAAAUAGGUACCGCUCCAGUGGGAAGGUAAACGGCGUUUCCGUGCGCUGCUCUGGUUCGCCAGAAGUGGCUUAGUCAUGCCGGCCACAUGACCUGGAAGCUGUACGCCGGCUCCCUCGGCCAAUAAAGCGAGAUGAGCACCGCAACCCCAGAGUUGUCCACAACUGGACCUAAUGGUCCGGGGUCCCUUUACCUUUACCAUGCAUGCAGUGCAGGACAUUUUGAUUCAUGAGGCAAGGAACAACCAGAUGCCAUUCCCUCUUUCUAUGUAGUACAGAAGCUGACUGGGCUGGCAGUCAUUUUUUAUUUCAACAAGCAGCUCAUGUAGUAUCCUCUGUGGCUGAGUCUAAUGACAGAGCUAGUCCUGACAGGAGUUUAAGGUCAGAGGUCUUCUUUCUGCAAUAGAGUUUUAUUUCCUCUCCCAAUGACUCCCAGCUUUCUCUCACUGUCUGCUGCUGCCCCUAGACCUAUGCCUCUCUUUUCAUUUUAUUUCCCAUGUUCUUAUGAAACAGACAUUUGCCCCUCAGUGCUUCUAUUCUCAGGCUCUUGCAAAAGCUGCCACUAGACAUCGGGAUGUGCACAUAUUUUUUUCUGCCUUUGCCUUUGCAUCCCCUGUUCAUUAGCAAGACAUCACACAAGUCAACUAACACUUACCUGGGAAUAAGGUCCAUUGAACUCAGUGGGUCUGUUUCUUAGGAGAUAUACAUGGGGCUUGUUUUCAGUUUAAGCCCUGUUGCUUUUGCAAGCCUGGUUAUUUGUUUUGUUUGUUUGGUGGGAUUCAGGAAGAGAAUGAUUGCUGCAGCAUCUCCAUAUAUUUGAUGGCAUCACAGCCACUGGCUGAAAAAUUAAUCAUUGUUGGUUAGCACCAAUAACUGGCUGGAUCCGCUAGUGAGAUGCUAAUCAGCUUGAAUUCAUUAUCAAGGGAAAUGCUGCUGUGGACUGUUUGCAAACUAGUUGUUCAUUAUUAAUCAUGUUUAUCUACUAUUCCUUUUACAAUUUAUUGUCUGUUUACCAAAUAUAAGCCACGCAGCACUCAAAGGCCUUUUAUAGACAUGGAAGUGAAAAGGUUGGGAAGAAACCCUCUUCCAAAAGUCAUUACAGUUAAGUGUAAAGGACUGCCCAGCUGUUGGAAUUGUUACUGACAACUGGGGCCCUCUCACUAGUCCUGUUUGUGUGCCCUGAGAAAGUUCUGUGUAGCACACUCAGUUUAUGGAGUGAUAUUAUAGAGAUUACAACCAUUAUCUAGAAACUUGCAAGUUAAAAAAAAUUGUUCAGAUUUUAAAAAUGCUAUUUUGGAUGAAUAUGUGAAAAUUCAGCAAUGCAUAUCUCUUCCCAGCCCUUUUAAUGAGAAGUAACUGUGGUUUGUAUCCAGUUGUAUCCCUCUGCUGAUGGAAAACUUCCAAUAGUGGAAGGAUGUAAUUGGAUAGUAUCUUCCAUUCUUCAGAUCUGUGUGAGAUUUCCCACCAUUCCCCUCCUGCAUCUUUCAUCCCCUAACCUUCAGUUAAAAAGCUUUAUGCAUUCAAUUUCUUAACCAACAUGAUCUGCUAUGCUGUGGUGAUAAAGCUUAGGCCUUAACCAUUCUGUAGGAAAGAAAGGUCACAGACAGUCCAUUAAAUAUUCAUCUGCUAUUUAGAAUUGAGAAAUGUGUAUAAGGUGCUACGUACUUGUCUAGACCUCUGGUUUUCAACUGAUAGGUCGGGACACCCACUUCAAGGUCGCAGCCUGAUCUAAGGUGGGUCACAAUGGCAGCACUUCCACAAAAAAAUGCAUGCUUAAAAAUUAAGAACUGGGUCUCCAAGUGCAUGUUUGGGUUAAAGGUGGAUGGAAAGGUUGAAGAGUCCUGCUCCAGAGGCCCUCCAGACAUGUGGUUUCACAUGGACUCACUGCAAUGCUUCAGUGUGUACUUCUCCACCACUUCUUUCUCAACUCAGUGCUGACCCAGACCCUGGUGAUCUUCUCCACUCCUCCAUGUUUUGUGGAAACUAAGGGCUUGUUCACACUUACCUUUUGCCCUGCACUUUAAAGCUCUGUGUCCAACUGUUUGGUUUCACUUUUUCAUUUUUUGCCCCCUGCCCCAGGAAAACCCAUCCUUUAAUGCUAAAUGAUAACAAACAGUAAUUUGGGUUUUCUGCUGAUUGCUGUUUGCUCCAAUUCAGCAGUAAAGAGUGGGUUUUUCGGGGGGAGGCGCUGGGCACAAAAGAACAUCUGGAUGAGCCCUAAGUGCAGCUGGUGAAGCACCUGCUUUUGUCACAAAGUAGAUCAAUGCAUGCCUGGGCAAAACAGGGUCCCAUUUUAGCUUUUAGCUUUAGCGAGAUGAGAAAGUUGCCUUGCCUGUCAUUUGCACCAGUGCGAGCCUGGUAGGUUAUGAAUUGGAUAGGAACCUUCCUACCAGAAAUCAAGCCGUGUAGGACCUGAUAAAAAGAGCAUUUCAAACAUAUCCUUCCAUUUAAUAAGUUCACAUUCAGAACCCAUGGUUUUUUUAAAUUUUUAUUUACAAAUUCUUUGCUCGUUAGAAAGCUUGCAUGUAAGCAGAAACCAUGUACUGAUUUUGUUUUCCUUUGGUUUCAGAUUAAAGAUAUGGGGGGAAAGCCAUCAGAAGGCAUGUCUGCUGUGAGGUGUGAACUGGAUUUGGGUGACCUGUUUCUUUGCUGCUCUAAUUCCAUGCUUUGACAGAAGCCGUUAACACAGGCUCAGCCAGAGCUUGGGCCUCAUCAGUGUGUUUCAAUGAAAGCUGUACUAUAUGGCAAUUAUGCUUGCUAUGGCUGCACCCAGUGAGAGUGUAAAGGUAGGAAGUAGUAGGAAGAGUCUAUUAUCACUAAGCAGUGACCAAAGAAGAGGAGAACUUUAGCAGUUGGAAAUGCAAGGUGAUGGUGGAGGCAGGGAAGUCAAAUGGUGCAGAUAUGCAGCUGCUGAUUGGUUAGGAACAACCACUGCAGCAGUUCCCGCUGAGCACUCUGAAGCAGCCACAUCACACACAUCUAUACAAUGCUGAAUUCAGUUGGCUCCUUGCAGCUGCUUCUCUCCACCCAGGGAAAGGGUGCUGUGUUUUCUCCACAUUUUGCAAAGCGUUUGGACAAGAUGCCUUCAGUGGGUCACCUUCCCAAGUGGGUCAGUCAAUCGCCAUUUCCCUCUGGUCCCGAUCCAUUGUGCUCUCCAGAAGGAGAGGGAGUCUGCAGCUCUUGACAAUCUGUGUGUAAACUUGGAAGAGUACAUGUGAACAGGCAGGGACUUCAACAGGGGAGUGGAGCAGGACCAGAGGACUGGCAGUGGGCUCCUUGCUGAGGUGUAAACCUUGGCAAGUGCCCCCGGUCAUGACAACCCCAGACUAUGUCCCUGCAUGGGUGUAUGUCUUGGUUGUUGCUCGGGGGUGGCAGCCUUUCCCUAGCCCUUCCUAUCUAUUGCAGUAUGCCAUCGGCCAUAACUGGCUACACAAGUGUUCCACAUAGCAGAUAUGUAAAGGGAGAAUGCAUGCAUUUAUAAAUAUUCAGGGAUGGAGAUGGAGAUCUGCCACCAGUCAGAGCUCUGCUAGGUACAUCCCUAAGUGUUUAGCAAGUGUUUAGUGUUUAGCAAUUCAUGUCUCCCAUGCCAGAUUCCCACUGUUUCAUGUGGCACACAUGGUUUUGAUGUUGCUGCAGCCAACAUGAUUGCCAUGCAAACUGUGAAGAGGCUCAGAGAGACAGCUGAACUAGUCAGGUAUUCUGGUUCAGUCUUGUAAGCUACUCAGAGUGGCUGGGGAAACCCGGCCCGAUGGGCCGGGUAUCAGUUAGUAGUAGUAGUAGUAGUAGUAGUAGUAGUAGUAUAGCAGUAAUACAGUUCAUGAAUCCACCAUGCAAGCCCAAAUGGCAUUAGAAAUGCUUCCUUCAGAGUGGCCCAAGAUUGAAAUAUGGGUGAAGGGGAGUGACCUUAUGUGAAGGAUGGGAAACUAUUUUGGUAUCAGUGAACUACAACUCCCAUAAUCCUUGACUUUUGGCCACGUUGGCUGGGGCUCAUGAGAGUCGACAGGGGAGGGGAACCUGUGUCCCUCCACACAGAACUUACUGGGUUUUAACUCCAAUCAUCCCUGACAACUUGGUUGGGGCCAAUGGGAGUUGGAGUCUCCAAUAACAUCCGAAAGCCAGCCCCCACCCCCACCCCCGCCUUACCCCACCAAAAUAAUGUUCUAAAGAAGGAAAUGCAAGCUUGCCAUAUUGCUUAUACAUGUUCCUUAUUUUAUUCUUAUUCCUGCAAUGUGUCUUGCUUUUAAACUGAUUAACUGAAGAUAAUUCUGAGAGUAUUAAUAAAGGAAAGAGCACCCCUUCCAUCUGAAUAACAAUUCACAUAAUUCAUUGGGAAAGUCAUCUGUAAAACCUUACAUGAGUGGAGACUUCUACACAGUUUGCUUAUUACAAAUGUUGUUUCUGUUGAACACUCUUUGGAAGGGAAAAUACAUCUUUUAAAUUACAACCUCUGUUAAAGCCUGUGAUUAAUGAAUUAAUCAAUUGCAAUAAUUAAUUCCAUUUUUUCUCUUAUCCUAAUUAUUGUUGUGUUGCAGUCCACUGCCCACCUCUAGGGAUCAGAGCCUCCAUCAUUCUGCAGAAAGCGGUGGGUGGGGUGGGUGGAAUCCCGGAUAGUUCAGAUCUGUAGCCAUUAGACCGUAAUGUUUUUUCUUUCUUUGCAUUGUGCAAGGAGUAGAAACAGUCUACACUGUGCGUACCUAAAAGCAGCAGGGAACAACUCACUUGGUUUACAUGGUUGCUGGUGCUCAUUCGGUUCUAGCCCUUAGCUGCAAGGAAAAUGGGAAAUAUAUGGAAAGAAACUUACCAUUUUGCAUGAGACUGGACAGAUCUAUUUGGCUUAUUUAGGACUUGGAACACUGUAAAGUUUAUGGGAAAACUAAAUCUUCAUUGUUGAGUUUAACUCCACUUUGGAGAUCUGGCAUUGUACCCAGUGCUGGUGUUCCAGCCACAUAGCAGACUUCGACUUGCACUUCAAAACUUUCCCCUCCUCUCACCUGUGCAACCUCAGAAUCUGCUUUAGAGGGCUGAGGAACCUUGUGGAGUAGAUUUUGGGGGUGCAGAAGGAGGGGAAAAGGCGCUGUGCAGUUGGAUUUGACUGGACUAGAUUGGAUACAACCAAUGGAUUCCAGGUCAGGAGGAUGUAAGGAAUUACAAUAUGCUAUUCAGGCGUUCUGUUAAAGUUUGGGUGAAUAAUAUGAGGAUGUCCCUGUUGGCUUCACCCUCAACAUUUCCAUGUUUAGAGGAAAUCCUCCCCACAAUUGGGAACCCUACACAGUCCUUUAAUUGACAAAGCCAGACCAAACCUGGGAACUUUAGCAUACAAGUAUGUGCUGUGCCAUGGAACUGGCAAAUGUUCACAAACUGUGCUGAGCUGGGAUUUAUCCAAAAUGUUCCUACAGUUUCUCUACCCUCCCAGAUGAAAUAUUUAAGAUAUAAUGGGAUCCAUUUCACCCUCCCAAAGACAUAUUCACCCUGUCUUGUUCAUAGAGCAUUCCGUUUAAAUUGCUAGCAAAAUUAAGCCAGCACACAAAGGAAUAGAUAGAAUUUCAGGAGGGAGGACGCUGGAAAUCAUAAUGCAGGUUUGUGUUUCGUACCAGUGUUAGAAAUUCCAUUCUGAUUUGUUGAAGGGAGGUCUCUUUCAAAUCAGUAGAUGUCAGGCUUGCACAGUUAGCAACUCAAGCCAAAUGCAGCCAUGUAUGGUGGCUCACCAGGUCACAGCGAACCUCCUGUUCUGCUGCCUGCCUACAUAAGAAAAGAUUAAGGGAAGAUACGGUAGCACUCUCUCCAGAAAUGUGAAGGGAUGUCAGGCAGAAGAUGUUCUCAUUGCCCCACUAGAACCAGUGGGUGGCAAUUUGCAGGGAAACAACACUCUUGGCUGUUAGGAAAACCCUGCUAAUUGUAAGAUUUGUGCAAACCAUGCAAAAGGCUGCCCUUCACUGGAUGUAUUUAAGUAGGAGGUAGCCCACUGCCAGAGAUGCACAGAAGGUUCUGUAUUGAGCAGGAGUUGCACCAGGUGACCUUCAAGGUCCCUUUCACCUCUGUUGACUGCAAAACAGAGUAGAUUGUCAAGGACCUGGUGGGCUAUGCUCAGCUUGGUCAGUCAUGAGUUGUGCAGGUCUGAUAUAGUUUCAUAACAGUUGCAUAACAAUUGUUGUUCAGCAUCCUGUUUUGGACAGAUGUUUGGGAAGACGCCUUGCUGAGAAUCACAAGCAUCAGAGCUUACUAGCCACCCCCUGCUGUAUGUCCUCUACAUGGAGCCAUAGUGAUGCCCCUGAACUCUGAGAUUUUGUUAUUUUUCAUUCUGAAAUAAGUAAUCAUACAACUCUGGAACUUAUCCAGUGCCUUCUGAAAAACAUAGUGUUUGCCUAAUAUAGCCAAUAGGAAAUUGUUCUUUCUGGAGUAGUAUCAUGAAGGAGAGUAAUGUUUAGCACCCUUGACUAAGGUUUCCAUCCCCCCUCAGCCAUCCCACCCCACUGAGUUUCUUAGAUAGAAUUACCCACACAAAUCAUUUUAUUUCUCCUAGAAAGGAAAAGGGCAUCAUUGCAUUGUCUCAAGGGGUUAAAUGUAUAGGGAUACUGUAAUCUGUGAUUAAUUGGUAGUAUUUCUGGAUGGCAAGACUAUCAUAAAAAUUAAGAGAUAGAUGAAGCCCCCUUUAAAAAGAGAUUGCAUGCCUCCAGUGAAAUAUCUGGUGCUUUCUUUCGCUUUAUUCACUUUCUGUCAUGAUGAAAUCAAGUUUCCUUUCAGAUUCAUUAAUUCUUUGGACCUGGAUGUCAACAUCACUCUUGGCAAUGAGGAUUUUGUCAGUAUUAACAAAAGUUACGGUGUUUCAAGCUACAGGACCCUGGCAAGGGGAAGGUGAGAUGCUGUCAACAUUUUCAUGCUCUGAGCUAGCACCCAUUUCCCUUUGGGGGCUCUCUGUGAUAUCUCUGGGUCAGUUCACUAGAAAUUUGGCUCUUUCUUGUUAUUAUAAGGUAUGGUUCUGGUCUAGUUUCCCCAUGUAUAUCUUCCAAAUACCUUCCCAUCCAAAUAAUCAGAUGAAGAGAAGUACACAGUGGGGAUGUUCUGGGCUAGGCAACUCAGUGGAUAGCCUAUGCUCCAAGAAGCAAACAAGAACAACAACAACAACAAAGCUCCACUGAGUUUAAGAAUGAAGCUCACAUAGAGCUUUCUCAGCCUGAAAUGACUGCAUGGAAUAUCCAUAAGUGAUCAUGUAGAUGUAUGAUGGGAUUAAGCACUACCAGUCCAAGGCAGGCAUCACAGUUUCCCACAUAGUCCAUAACAAGGAAAUUCAGCAUUGUUAGAACUGACAGUUCUGAUCCUCUCUUGACAGCAAGGAAGGACCAUGUGGUACAGCUCAUGCUCUGCAGGCAGAAAGUCCAAGGUUCAACUCCUGGCAUUUGCAGUUUAGAAGUUCAGGUAACAGGUAAUGUGAAGGACCUCUGACUGAAAGCCUAGAAAGCCAUUGCCAGUCAGAGUGAACAAUACUGGGCCUGAUAAACAAAUGCUGUGUAUUAAUCCUUCUAGUGCGGCUAGCAGGAGUCCUCCAAGCUCUCACACGGGUCUUUAACAGCUUUGCUCUCAGAGAUCUUUUAACAGGAGGUUCCCAAGAUUGAACCUGUGACCUUUUGCCUACAAGGCAGAUGCUCUUCCACUAAGCUGUGGUCUCUUUUUAAGAAACACAUGUUCAUUGUGCAUCUCAUCUUGCUCCUGAGUAAAUUAGUAUGUGUGAAAAAGUUGAGUACAAAAAAGUUAUUCUUCUUCCCAGUCCUUAUGGUUGGUAAGCCUUGCUGAAAUUAGUAAAACCAAACCAGGCAUCUGGCAAAUCCGUAUUGCUUCUCUGCAGUUUUGCCUACCUGCACAUGCAGAACAGGGUCUAAGAUGUAUAUUCUUCUUCUUCUUCUUCCCCCAUGUCUUUAAAGAAAACCAGAGCUGCAAAAUAAAGAAAUAAAAGUUUCAACAAUUCUGGCAAUUUACUGUACAAUGCAAAAUAAAUGCACAAUUGUUUUUGAUUAGUGCCCUUCUUCAGCUGUCCCUAAAACAAUAGCUGUGAAUAUUAAAAUGCUAAUAACACACUGUACUUAACACAGAACCAGAAACAUGGGUUAUACAAUGCCCUCAAUCAGCUUGAAGGAUCUUGUUAAUGGGUACACCCAGUCAUGAGUGGCUAACCAGGAACUAUUGUGUUCCCUCUUUGUCAUAUCAAGAUACAACAAUGUCAAAUGCAGAGUGGGAGCAGAAGAAUUCAUCCUGCACCUGGGCCUUCUUGAUUUUGGAGCUGCAUAUACAGUUGUUAUAACAAACGUAAGUUGCCCUUUGACUCUUGCAUGCCAUUUCCAGCCAAAGUUCAGCCACUGAAGUCAAGGCUAAGCCACAAGUCUCCCACAUUGACUUCAGUGGGUGUCUGGCUGAAAUCCUAUGUGGAUUUAUUAGGGACGCGGGUGGCGCUAUGGUCUAAACCACUGAGCCUAGGGCUUGCCGAUUGGAAGGUCAGCAGUUCGAAUCCCCACGACGGAGCGAGCUCCCAUUGUUCGGUCCCAGCUCCUGCCAACCUAGCAGUUCGAAAGCACAUCAAAGUGCAAAUAGAUAAAUAGGUACCGCUCCGGGGGGAAGGUAAACGGCGUUUCCGUGCGCUGCUCUGGUUUUGCCAGAAGCAGCUUUACCUUUUUAAUCCCUACUGAAUGGAGUGAGAUUUACUUCUGAGUAGUCCUGCAUGGAUUGCAGGUCUGGCAUAGUCCUCGGCACGGUGCAGCAAAUGCUGCCCACAGAUGCCAAUGACAAAACUUUUUUUAAAUGGCCCUGUGCACAUCAGGCAGCUGCAGCCUCUACUUAAUUUCCUCAGACACCUCUGGAUCAUGACAUAGGACCCAGAGGCAUUCUGGGAAAAUUAAGACGGUGGCAGCUGCCUCAGUGUAGAAGAAUUAUCCUUUGUCUACCCAGAAACAAGCCCCAUUGAACACUUUGUUACUUCCUUCUGAAUAAAUAUGCAUAGAAUUUGUGAUAAACACACUGAUGAACUGAUGGAUGAAUGAACAGACAUAUGAAUGGAUAGACACAGCCCAGCAGAAAUUAAAUUUUUGCUCUUAAUUCUUGAGGGUCUGACAUAGAUUGUCCAGUUUUUUGUUUUUGUUUCGUUACUGAAUAUUUGUUAUCCGUAGCUCUAUCAACUGUUUCUUGGGACACAAUAUGAGACUGGCCAAUCAGGAGCAGGAAUUUCCAAUACUCAUUUAUUCAUCCCAUGUCCCCAAUGGAAAUCAAUCCAGCAAAAUACAAUUUGUAUCCACUAUUGUUCUUGCUUUCAUUUCAAAAAUGAUUUAUUGAUUAACACCACACACACACACACACACACACGCAUUUGCAUUGGAUUUUAUUCGCAUUGAAAAGAAUGGGGUGGAAUAACAUAGUGACAACAUAACUUAUACAACUUAAUUAUGUAAAUUACGUCGGUUAUGUAAUUUUACUGCAGCAGAGAGUGAGACAAAUGGCAGUUUUUGACAGAAGUUGAACUGCAGCAGAAUGGAAACAGUGCUGCAUGCAGUGAAUACAGGGAGGAACAGAAAGCAAUGCUUUCUUUCAUCUCUACUGUGAACAAAAAUAGACAAGUAAAAUUUAUCACACAUUCCAAGCAAUUCCAAGUAUACACAUAUGUAUUCAUCGUUUCUAUUGUGCGAAUUAGUCUUUAUCUGCAAGUAGUUAUGUUCUGGAUUGGUAGAGUUGGUAGAUGUGAAAGACCUGAAGUAAAUGUAAUUGUAUUAUACUGAGGAGUAUGUAUUGUGCAUUUAUGUAUUGCAGUCAGAAUAAUGUGGGAUCUAGAUUUAUAACAGUAUGAACAAUCAAGAGUUUAGCAGUAUGCAUCAGGAUGGUAAAGAACUGCCACUGACAGCACUCAAGUCAAUCUGGCCUGUUUUGAAUUUUCUGCUGGCAGUAUCUCUUCUCAUUAUAUACCUAUUCUUCUUAUUAUUGACCAAGUGACUGAUCUUCUCCAAUCUGGCUGUUGCAAUUAACAGUAUGCUUUGUUCAGCUUCCAGAUCUAUUAUGCUUUGUGGCAUAUGCAUAAAGAAGCUAAAUUAUGCAUAUGGUGCUGCAAUAUGGCUGAACUGCAGUAUGUAAAUAGCUAGGAUCAUUAUCUUCUAUGCCCAAUCUUUUGUCAACAUCAAACUUCUUUUGAAGGUGUUUGUGACAUUUCUCCAUAGUCCAAUGAGUAAUGCACACAAUUACUGCUCACCCCUUUUAGCCUUCUAAAACAGGCCUUCUUGUUGUCUUUCCCUUUAUGGUGAUUAAAUGCAUCUCAUAAACAAUUCCAGCACCUUCCCAGUAAAAGCAGAGUUUGCUGAUGCUUUUAAUGUGAUUUUAUUUCAGUCCACUGGCAGAGUUCACAGUUGUUUAGUGGGCUCAGGAGGAGAAUGCUGCUUCAGUCUUCAAAAGAAAACCUUUCCUCUCCACACACACACCAACAUAGAUUCUGCAUUAACAUCACCUAAUCAUCAUGACUUGUUUUCCUCCUAACUUAGACUUCUACAAAGUCCCUCCAAGCAUGGAAGACAGAAGACAUCUCAGCCAAUAACGUCCAUAUUUCAUGGCAGAUUCCACAGUACCUGUUAAUAUCAGCUGGAGAAGUGAUGUUUUCCAUUACAGGCAUUGCCUUCUCUUAUUCCCAGGUAAUGUAUGUAGAGCACAAAGAAGAAAAUCGGAAAUCUGAUGUGCUUAAUGAGGAGAAGGGCAGGAUAGAAAGCUGCACUUUGCCAGGUCUUCCAAAGGCUGAGAGAACAGAGAACAAGUUGCAAGUUUGGUGUAGACUUGCACCACAAUCCUGACCAAAUUUACUGUGAAUUUACUUGCAAGUAAAGUGUGCCUUGGACUGCAGUCCUGAUCUAAUAAUAUGUACAUCUCUCUAUUCUCCGUCUCCUUGUGUGGACAUUAUGAUUGAAUGCAGUGACCAGAAGAUCUGGCACAAUAAGAACAUAAGAUGUGCCCUGCUGCAUCAGUCCAAAGGUGCAUUGAGUUCAGCAUCCUGUUCUCCCAAUGGUCUGUGGGAAGCCAACAAGCAUGACAUGAGCAUAAUAGCCCUUUACAGAUCAUUAUCCUCAUCCACUGGUAUACAGCGGCACACUGCCUCAGAGACUGAAAGUAGUAUAUAGCCAUUUUGACUAUAGCCAUAUGAACUUGUCCCAUAUAACAGCCAUCCAAGUUGGUUGCCAUCACUACAUCCCGCCAUAACAAAUUUCAUUAUUCUAUUAUAAACUAGGUCAAAUGGGUAGAAACUACGGCCCACACAAAUACUAUGGAAGCAAUUACCCUCCUGUAUUAAAGGUUCCAGGAGUAAAUGGAAACAUUAGCUUUGGCUAUCACAAUAUAGUAUUGAUGUUUUAAAAUUUAUUAGGUGUUGGGGGGAAACUAGUGUAUAAAGUAAUCCUGAGUAAUCCUUUUAAAACUUAAGGUCUAGAAACAUAUUAGGUUUAUAGCAAUAUGGGACAGAAUAUAAUUGGGAGCAGUGUUAGCUUCAGUCAUGUGUGCUCUCUCUCUCUCUCUCAUUUCUUUUGUAUUGUCCUGACAGAUUAGUUCUUAUUUGUGUGCAAUGAGGAGGGGCCAUUGUUAAGUAGCAGAGCACAUGCCUUGCAUGCAGAAGGCCUCCUGGUCUAUCCAUUUUUUUUUUAAAGGAUCAGAUUGCUGGUGAUAAGGGAAAAUCCCUGCCUGACACCCUGGAGAGAUUCUGUCAGUCAGAGCAAAAACACUAAGAUAAGCAAACCUGGUAUAAGGCAGCUUCAUAUGCUGCUUCCCUCAAACAUCCAAGAAAACCACAGGGCACUUCAACAGCCACAUUGAUUUCAAAGGCUAUGUGGUAUUUCUCCACUCUCCUAUAUUCCUGAAGUCUCUUCUUGGGGCCCCUGGGAGAAUACAGAGGUAACCCACACUUGACACAGGCAGGUAGGAUGACGCUUACAUGAGAGCUGCUGGAGGUCAGAGGAAGUAUGUGCUGGUUCUCAGAAUCCCCUUGAUAUACCUUAGUGUCAUUUUCUGCCAUGCCUCAGGGUUGAUUGAUUUACACACACAUAAAUGCUCAUCGCUCGAUGGCCACAGCAUCAGAUUGUGAUGGUCAGAUGUGAAUGAGCCAUUACAUAUCAGACACCUUGGCAAAGACUUCCAGAUCACUUCACAUUACCUCAGAAUGAUAUAGCGUUAUUCAACUGAGUCAGUUCACACAUCAGUCUGCAAGUCACUGGGCCACUCCAAAGCAUUUUGGUACCUGAGGUAAAUGGUGUGCUGCCAUCCCCACCCUCUACCAUUACAUGUACAGAUGCUGAUUGGAGUGGCAUAUCACCACCACCACCACCACCAUUUAUUAUUAAGGGAAUUUAACUUUAACUCUGGCAACGAGACAGAUGUCCUUUACUGCACAUGAGGGCAGCAAACUAACUUAAGGGCUGAAGGUCAGGCCACAUGGUGGACACAGCCCUGUCCGCCAAUGCCUCACCACCAUUCCCUUUCUGCAUCUUCUGCCAGAAGCGGCCACCUCAUUCUGCCUGAUGGUAGAGGCCGGUCCUGGCGAAUCAUCAGGUGUUGAACCAAGUAACUAAGGAAUACAUACUGAUUUGUAACUGGCCCGCAGAGCCAUAAGGUGAUUUGCUUACUCCAUCGCGAAACAGGAAAGUGGUUGAGCGCAGUCUGCAGCAUAGUACUCAGUGAGGAUGCUGAGGAAAUUUCUCAGUGUUUGAGAAUGGACUAAUCUUCCUGGUUUUCUUUUCUUUUUUUUCAGGCUCCUGCCAGCAUGAAGUCAGUACUGCAGGCUGGCUGGCUGUUAACCGUGGCCUUUGGAAAUGCGAUUGUGCUUGUUGUUGCCCAGGCUGCACCAAUGGAACAGGUAUGGGAUAGAAUACAUUAACCAUGGCACUAAGGCUGGAGUUGUGAGUAACACUCCACAGGACAUUCUGAUCUGCUUUCAGUACAUUUGGCAGCCAUUCUUGCAGAACAAGGGUGGGGAAACUAGUGGCUUUUCAUAUGUUGUUGGGACUCCAAAUCCCAUCAGCCUCAGUCAACAUAGCAAAUUGGCAGGGAUGAUUGGAGUUCUCAGGUAUGUUUUCUAUGCUCAGGUGCAAUCCCUGUCCUGCCCAGUAAAAAGGAUUAGGUAGGGGGUGAUGGGAAAGGCAUUUUCUUUGCAUUAGACCCUAGGGAGUUAAAGAAGAGAGUACAGGGUAAGAUGGAAAUGGCAGUCACUCACCUAUUUAUUUCCUAGACCUGGUUUUACUGGUGAUUAACCUGGCAACCCCCAAUAUAGUGAGAAGUAAUCCGCUUAACCACAGUUGCACCUGAUUGUCCAGUUCACACAUUACAUUUGUUUACACCAGGGAUGGGGAUCUGUGUCCCUCCAAAUGUCACUGGAAUCCAGUUCCCAUUUGGCCUACCAACCAUGGUGAACAAUCAGGUAUUAUGGGAGUUAUAUUCCAGCAGCAUCUGGAGGGCCACAGGUUCCCAUCCCUGAAACAUGAAUGCAUACCCAGAGACCCAGGACUUUCUUCACACAAAGAAAGACAUCCUUCCGUUGAGGCAAGAAUGCAUGUUGUGUUGAAGAGGAAUGUUCUAAAAUGGACCAUCCUUCCUAACUAUCACUUCAACCUCUGUAAAGGACACAGCAUCUUAGUAUAACGGACAACAUUUUCUCUGUUAGUGUGGCACGUAAGUUAGUGGACAUGAGAAGGUGUGGUUUCAGGCAUAUCCAAAAGAAUAGGCAAAGCUAGUGCUCUUUUUUGUGAUGGUACUCCUUGGUAUGGAUUACCCUAAUGGAUGGUAUUCACCAGUACAGAGUACUAUCUCUUUUUUCCUUUUUUGUUGCCAUGAUAGUCAUUUUGUGCUGCAACCAUGAUGAUCAAGAUAUGACUACCGGCAAUCAUUUUUUAAACCAAAAAAAAAGCACUGGGUACAACCAGUGGAAACCAAAUCCUCCUUCCAAGUGCUAAUUUAAAAUGCUCAGAGAGACUUAUAACCUAGAUUGUUGCCGACAGUUUAAUGUGUAUGAUUAGGACACUUGCCUACCAAUGGCCCCAGUAUAUAGCCCAGAAGUAAUGAAUGCGGAAAUAAGUAACUUGUACAAAGGGGAAGAGAUACAUCACAAAAAAAUAACUGAUUAACCUACAUAAUGGAGAGAAAGGCCACUGAGCAAAUGAGCAAUUAACUAAUAAAGCAAUAGAGCUGACACAACAAGGAGAAUAGAAUGCAAUUAGUGUGCCAUCCAAUUUAGUGUCCUCCCUCACAAAUUAAUAACAUACACACACCAAAAAAAAUUAAUGCCAGGGCAUUUAGCUGAGCACAUGUGUUGUUCCAUUCUGUACCAGUAACAAUAGAUGUAUAUUGCUGGAAAAUAUUCACAGGAAGGACAUUGGGGGGAAAUAAGAAAACUAAUUAAACUAGAUUCAUUUGACUCUACCUGUCAGCUCACAUGAUGCAUGACCUUGCUUCUAUAUGACAAUAUCAAGUUCAUGCACACUCAGGCUACAAAGCAUUCAUUUAAAGCACCUGCCCCACCCCAAAAGUCCUGUGAAUUGUAGUUCACUCCUCACAGAGCUAUAAUUCCCAGCACCCUUAAGAAACCACAGUUCCAAGGAUCCUUUAGUGGUGUGUGUAUGCUUUAAAUGUGUGUAUUUAGUCUCAUUUUCCAGCAUAUGAGUGUCUUUUAUUGCACAGAAGAACUCCUAUGUGCAAUUAAGUGUUUUUAAACUUUGGCCAUAAUGGUGGGUUGAGGGUGGGGCUACUUAGUUGGUAAUGUGUAUUACUGCACUUACUGCAAAAUAUGCUGAGCCAGCUCUGCUGCAUUUUGUGGCCAUCCAGCUCAUUCUGCUGAGUGGGAACCUGGACUUCUGCCCCUUAUGGUACAUCUGCAACUACAGCUGUUCAUGUUAUCUCAGUCGUCUCCCAAACACACAUACACACAGCAACAUUUUGCUGUGGUCAUGAGAACCGGUGAACUUAUCAUAAUUCCAAUAACUCCCCUCAGAGGCCAAAAUGCCAAAAUUCUGCCCUUCAGGAUAGCAUAUCCCUGUUUUUAACCUCCCUAAGUAUUCCCCAAAUAAAACACAAUGUGGAUUUUGAAAAAUUGGGUUAUCAAAAUUGGGGGGUUUUCCCCAUGCCAGACAUGCACUGAAAAGAGCAGGAGUUUAGCUAUAUGGUCUUCCGAAGGAUUUCCAUGCUCACAUUCCUGAGCCAUUUUGGAAACUGGAGCAAACUGGAGCUUUCCCCCAAUGUAAGUAUUCAGUGCAUGACCCCUAAUCCAGAUCAGUACUGCAAUGGGGCCAUGCACAAAGGGAUGACACCAUCCCUAUCACCCAUGUCACAGUCCUAUUGAAGCUUGGUGUUUGGGGGAAGGAGGCACACCAGCUAUUGGUUAAAGCAAAAAGAUCAAAUUGUGUCCUAUAAAUUGCAUCUCGUUUGGCCCCGUCAGAGUGAUUUGCAAAGUUCUGCUCCUCUGUCACUUCCAGGUGCCAUAUGCAGCUGGUAACUAGAAGUGAAAUAGUUUGACUAAGCUUCUAUACAGUUGGAAGAAGAUGAAUGUGUAAGUGCUGUUGGCAAAUAAAUAUUAAUUUUUUGGUUUUUUUAAACCCUCUUCUUUCUCCAGUGGCUCGAGUUUGUCCUCUUUGCUGCACUGCUCUUUAUCGUGUUUAUUAUUUUCUCCAUCAUGGGAUAUUUUUACACCAGCAUGGACCCAGAACUCCUUGCCAGAGAGGACCAACAAGGGACGUCAAACAGUAAAAAUAUGAUUGGGCUUGUUACCAAGAAAGCAGAGCUAUAAAGGUGACUGUGGACACUGGCAUGGGAUUUUGUGGCCUUUCUCUUUUAACAAGAUGUGGAGGAAAUGGAUUUAUUUUUCAUGAUGGCAUCUCACAAAAUAUAUUAUAUUCAGGGGAAAGGGCAAAAUAGGCUCUUUUAAAGUCGGCUGAAUAAAUGUGAACAAACUCCUUGGACACGAAGCAUUAAAAAUAGAUGCAAAGCGGUUUCAAAUCUGCCCAUUCCUUCCAGCCCCACCAAGCAGUUGGAGUAGUUAUUCUCAAAGGUACACAGCGUGGUGAGUGACCAUCAUCUCAAACAAUAGGUCGUGUUUAUUUGCAAAGUUCUCAAGAAAUGAAUGAGUGAAACAACCUGAAGAGCACACAAGUAAUGCAUAAAAAAAUAUUCAAGAAAUGCAUCAAUGAAUAAAAUCUAAGGGGUGUGUGUGAUCAAGUAUGUUAUAAUUCACCCUUCCUGCUCAGUUCCAUUUUUGUGCCAACAUGCUAUUACAGGCAGACAAAAGCAAUAGGUCACAAUCCAGAGCGGUUUAUGAAGCUUGCUUACCUAUGUAUCCCUGACCGAACCCCACUCUACCUCUACCCCUCUUUCAGCAGCUCUCCUCAUGCAAUCUUCAACCUGAUCUUUAAAACAAAACAACUCCCCCAAAGUUCUUACACUAAUGUUGGAGGUGUUGGCACUGCUGUUUCUGUUGGGACCUGGAAUGGUUUUCAACUAAGUUUUACUCAGUGUGUAGUCCCACUGAAAUUAAUGCGCAUGACUAAGUUAGGUUCAUUAUUUUCAGUAGGUCUACUCUGAGUACAACAUAGUAGAACACCACCCCAAAAUGUGGCAACUGGCAUUAAGGGGAAGUUGUUUUUCUCCACCUAAUACUAACUACCAGGCAGGAUGUUAAACCGAGUCUCUGAGUGCUGUAGUUCCAAUGAAAAUCAGCACAUACACCUCAGCUGUGCUUUUUUUAAAAAAAGAAAAGAAAAAAAGGUGCCAUUACUCACAACGAAGUUGUUACAGUAUGUGCCACACUUUUAACAUCUGGAGAAAAAUGGUGCUGGUACAUCAUACCCUUGAGCAGCCCCAGAAAAAAGCGCUGCACCUCAGUGUUGGUGUUAGUGCUGUUAAAACAAAUCUGGUUCCUAAUCACAAUAUUAAAGUAAUGUUUGGUUUGUUUCAUAAUCCAACAUUUUGCAAAGCUGUGUUUCUUCGAAUUAUCCACUCAUGGAGCAUAUGCCUGUAAGACUUUCCAGAUAGUCUAAGACUGUGGAUUGAGAUAUUUGUAUGCUCUGCUCACUAAGCUCUAGUGACUUGGCCAGAAGAGUGCUUUGAUUUUGUAUGUUUUACUGUACAUGGAUCAACUGAUCAUAGAUUGUUGCUUAAGAAUAUCGCUAUUCAAGUAAUAAGCUCUUUAAAAUGUGACAAUUUUUCUGAGCAGAAAAGAUUUCCACAUG